AUGGGCUUGUGUCACAGCGAGCAUGAUGAUGAUGAUGAGGAGGAGGAGGAAGAGGAGAAGGAGGGGGAGGAAGAGGAACAAAUUGAAAAGGAAUUUCUGCACUUGAGGUGCUGUCUCUCAAGGUCUCAAGGUCUGGCCUCCAGCCAGGGUUAUGACUAUAGAGAGAGAAUGUGUGUGUCUGUCUGAGAGUGAGUGAGACGGGAGGGGGGCUUAAAAGAUUAGACCUUCCCCUGUCCCCUGUCCGCUGUGUGUGUGUGUGUGUGUAUGUGCAUGCAUGUGUGUGUGCCUCUGCCUCUCCAUCUGUGUGUGUGUGUGUGUGUAGCAACGACCCCUCGGCGGAGCUACUCUCUCUGCGCUGCGGGGAGGCGUCUUCAAUGGCAGGGUAUUUGCAUUGCUACCGUCCUGCUCCUCUCCGUCAGGGAAUUAGACUUUACUCCUCCGCCUCUCUGACUGAGAGCUUCUCUCCUCUGAUUGCCUCCAUGCCUCCAUUGCUGCGCUCAUUUGUGAGACCGACAAUGGAGAGAAGGAUUUAUCGGACAGUCGGAUGGGAAGGCCUGUUUGAGAGGAUGGUAGCGACACGGGCCGCUAAGUAGGUUUGUUUUCUCACAAACACGCACGCAACCUCAUAUGCACACACACACAAACACACAUGAACAAGUGCGCUCACAUACGAACACGCACGCACGAAGGCACACGCACACGUGCACGCAGACACGCACACUCACACACACACACACACACAUAAAUACAUACAUAGAACAACAACACUGUCACGACACAGUCCUUCAAAAAGGAAAGAGGAGGCCACAGCAGAUGUUUUUCCACUCUAUUUUGUAUCCUGGUUAUUUUCAGGUCCAGGAUAAUGACUCAAUAUGAUGUUACAGGUUAUGGAUAUGGAUAUGAAUUAAUGUAACCCCUCUGAAGGACCAAAUAUAAUUAAGCAGAAUGCUCGUGGCUUAUUUUAUUAUUCUGUUAAAGCGUUUUUUCUCUCUGUGGUUGAGGCGAAGUUAAUCUUUGGUCUAAUGUUGGAUUCAUUCCCUUUAAUCCAAUAAUGUAAUGAAUGGGGCUAGGCACUUGGAAGCCUCGACAUAGAUUAAUCUGUUUAUUGUUUGUCUCAUAGGUUUAGCCGGCCAAUGUAAAUGGCAUUGACGCCUCUCUGGGAUUCAUUGCACUGUAAUUUCCAAUAUAUUCAUAGCAUACUGAAGGCCCUUCUUGGACAAAUUAUGUUUUUAUUUUCUAUUCUAUACAUGCAUGAUGCAUUAGACUACAUUUUUGUAGUUUUUAAUUUUCUAUUUCUUUACCCUUUUUGUAUUAGUCUUCGACAUAACUCUUCCUGAUCUUGGUCUGGGACUAAGCACCUACAGUAUAUCUGUCUUGAAGCACCAAUUCGACUGUUGAUGUGUCACUGUUAGCUACUGAUUACAGUUAUUUGUGUUGGAGGAACCAAUAGUUACUAGUGAGUGUGGGGGUUAAGAUGUGUAUUGUGUUUAGGGCCUGAUGCUUGUCACUGCUAACCUAUACUAUUCUAUAGAGACCACUUAGCUGCCAUCUUCUCAGACCAGAUGUGUCAUAUAGUAAUUGAGCUGUGAGCUCUUUUUCCUCUGAGAGUUCAGUCCUCCUUUGACCUUUUGCCUAAAGCUCAUUAAUCAUGUUUGGGUUUAUAAUGGCAAUCUUUCCUUACCUCGAUUCAAUACCUCGAUACAACACCUCAAUACACAUGGGUUACUGAUGUGGAGUGUUUGUUUAGUAAGGAGUGUGUGUAUGUGUGUUUGUGUGCGGGUGCAUACAUGCAUGUGUGUGUGCGUCCAUGUGUGUGUGCAUCCAUGUGUGUGUGCACAUGCGCGUACGUGUGUGUGACUACUGGAUUGAAAGUUCAUCCCAGUUCACAUGACAGUUAUCAGUAAUUACUCCUGUGGAGAAAUCUACCGUAUAGCCAUUUACCCCCUGACCGACAUUUAAUAGACAUGGUUAUGGAGUAAUGUGUGAGUGGGAACAGUAAGAACCAAGAGAAAGGUCAAGUGAAUAAAGAAACAUAUUCUAAUCUUAUUUACAAUAAAAGUAACUCUAAAAUGACACAAUACAUUAUGUACCAUUCAUUUCUAUUGGGCACAAAAUAAUCUGAAACACAACCAAAGCAAACAGCAAAUGCAUCCAACAAGUUUGUAGAGUCACAAGCUUGAUGUAAUCAUUGCAUGCUAGGUAUAUGGGACCAAAUAUUAAGCUUAAGUGAAUAAGUGAAUUCGUCCCAAUACUUUUGGUCCCCUAAAAUGGGGGGACUAUGUAUAAAAAGUGCUGUAAUUUCUAAACGGUUCACCCGAUGUGGAUAAAAAUACCCUCAAAUUAAAGAUGACAGUCUGCACUUUAACCUCAUAGUCAUUGUAUAAUUUCAGUACAGAGCUCACUGUAGGUGUGAGUGGGAACUGUAAGAACCAAUGGGAGCAUAAUCAGUAGAGAAAGGUCAAGUGAGUAAAGAACUGUGUCUCCAUGGUGACGUGACAGUUAAUGCCCUAUAGGAGAUUAAUCAUGAAUGGACCGUAUACAGGUUUAAAUGAUCACCUCACUCCAGUCCAGUGACAUCUUUAUCAGUGAAAUUGGUUCAUAGGCCUACAUAAAAAGAUGUUAUCACAUACCAGUUGCUCAGAUUCCUGGUUAGUGACAUUUCAGGAACUUGAAAGGCUUGAUAUCUGUCAUUAAUUGAAUAAUAUAAAAGGUCUUAGUAAUCUGAUUAAAGACAUAUGUAAAGAAAUUAAAUAAAAUAAAAACAUGAUAUUCUAUACUUCAAGUCAUGACUUCACUGAUAGAUAGAGUAUCUGAUUUUAUCAAUCUAUUUGUAAAUAGCAUUGCUUAGUGUUGCCCUUAAACAUUACUUUAGAGGAGUCUAUAUAAUAGAAAGGAAACUCAAACAUGCUGGUAGUCUUGAUGCUUCCCAACAGAGGAGUCUACAGCCAUGGCUUAGGGCAAAGCUACUGUAGUGCUGACUGUAGAGCAUGCAUAGGCCUAUGGGAUUGAUGUAUAGCCUAGACUAGCAUUAAACUCGAAUGCAGGGCAUGGAUUGAAUGAAUGUUUGUGCUGGUGUUAUUGAUAUACAGGUCCGCUGGUGUGCAUAGCCUUUGUGACCCUAAAGGCAUUAUGUUGACUGUUAGAGCAGGAUAAACGGCUUACAUUACAUUAGUGUGACAAGUGGAGACCGGAGAGAGUGAGUGACAGCUUGACUGGGCUGUCUACAAUGGGAUUACAUCACGAUACUACGCCUUCUGUUAGGGGCAUUAUUUUCAGUAGCCUAGUUAGUGGGAUGUGUACCAUACUGUACCAUACUGUACCAUACUGUACCAUACUGUACCUAGUAGCGGGCUACACUUAUAAAGCAGUUGUUGUUAUGAAUGUGCCAAUGAAAUCAAUAAUCAAUACAGUUCUUGACAGUUUGUGUUUUAGGGUUCAUACUUCAUUGUCUUAUCUGUCCUCUUGCCAACAUAUCAUUGAUGUAACUGCAAAGUAUUUUUGCAGGGAUUGCUACUAGCGUUAGCGCAAUGACAUGCUAGCUGUUCCCAUAGACUUCCAGUCAUUGAGCCAACGUCUAUCCAUUUAAAAGCGCGUCUCGGCAGAACAUUAAUUUUAAAAAAAAUUACAGCACAUUUUUUGCAGCAGUGGCAACAAUGUAUUUUAAUGAAUAUAGGGGAAACACUGGAGAUGUUUCCCUGUGCUACAGGAUGGUGAGGCAAGGCCAAUUCCAUUUGUUUUAUGUAAAGACAGGGAAGCAGUGUCGGGAAACAAGUGAAGCAAUUUAAAGCCUGUAUCAAGGCUGAAUUGGAGAGAUGUAGAGUAUGGAGGCCACAUUUCUAUCGCCUGUUGCUCAUUUUAUAUUCACAAGUUAAUGAUUUUUGAUCAUUAAUUCAUAGGGGAAGGCUAUGAUAUCUAACAAAGGCUGAGACCAGACUGGAGUACUUCAACACUGUACAGCACUGUUGUAGUACUCCGUUCCGGUUUCGGUCUUUCUCUGACACAUUUUCACAUGUGGAUAGUUGAAUAGCAGUGAUUCUACAUAAACACACUGUUGGCAGAUGGUGUACAGUACAGUAGGUACCUACUGGACAAAAAAUGGUUGAAUCAACAUUGUUUCCACGUCAACUUUUAACCUAAAUCCAAUGACAUAUAGAUUUGUAUUUUAUUUUUUAUGUUGAAUUCACAUUAGCUGACAACUCAACCAAAUGUAAAUCAAAACUAGACGUUGAACUGACGUCUGAGCCCAGUGGGUAAACACUGUGGGGAAUGAUAGACAGACCUAUCUGAUCAAAAUAAUUGAAGCAUACUGCUCUUACACCCAGACUACUGGUUUAUAAGACUGCAGCCUCACAACCACGUUGUUAGUAUGCACAACUUGACAGCGUUUCCCUCCUUGGAAUUCAGUCCAAUCAAUUAUAUACUGUAUGUCUCCUUCUUUCCUUUUUCUCUCCUUAUAUAUUUUCUGCAGCAUUUGGACAAAAUGUUCUCAGAAUGACCACAAGAUCAUGUGGGAUAUGAUGAUGUACUGGCCAUUCUCAACUUCCUCUCAUGUGUGAGGACCAACUUACAUUCUUAACAUGUACAAAGCGGUAGCAAGGGGACCACAUUGAAUAGCCCAUGUUUGUGGUCAGUUCAUAAACCAAAAAUGUCAUAUUUAAUUGACACUCUUGCUAUGAUCUUUGACCCCAGUGGUCACUCACUCCCUUUCUGAUUGAGACCAAUCCUGUUUUAACCCCUUCUUGGUAUCCUCUAUCAUAGGAUUACUUUAAAUCUGUCUUGAUGAGUCUCUCUCUCUCUCUCUUUCUCUCUGUCUCUCUCUGUCUCUCUCUGUCUCUCCCUCUCUCUUUCUCUCUCUCUCUCUCUCUCUCUCUCUCUCUCUCUCUCUCUCUCUCUCUCUCUCUCUCUCUCUCUCUCUCUCUCUCUCUCUCUCUCUCUCUCUCUCUCUCUCUCUCCCUCUCUCUCCGUGCAUGCUAUAGGGAAGAGUAAACCCCAUCCAUCUUGUUUGUGCAGUUUACCACUCAUAUAUUCCCCCGUACCCUCCCCCUCCUUGGCUCUGACCAGGCUGAUAAGGGCUGAUGUCCUCAUAAACCAUAAACUCACUGUAUCCUCUCACCCCCCCCCCCCCCCCCCCCUCUAUUAUGUGACUUAGAGUAGACUCUGCACUUGUCACUCUGUGAGCCCCCAAUGGAUGCCCUGGGGGGGGUCAGUGGUGGGGGUGAGGAGUCUUGUUAAACCAUAGCUAAUGUUAUUGGUUACUGGAGUGUGAAAGUAAAAAAUCAAAGAAGAUCACUGAAUCUGAAUUGAAAUCCUUGUGUUAUAUACUGUAUAAGGGGUCUUGAAGCAAUCUCUGGAUUUCACACCAGAAAGUCAAGAUGAGAAACCCAGCCCGAAAAUCUGACCACAUGCAGUAAUGGCGUGUGAUUUAUAGAGGAUAAGAAAUGGCCUUGAGGCCUGGCUGUCGCAUCCCCGGCUGGUGAUUUAGUGUGAUAAGUGAGGUUCCUUCAUCAGGUUCAUUCAGACUGGUACAAUAGAGGAAAUUGGAGCCUGAGGAGACCAUAUUAAUACUGAUUAUUAGAUUCACUACUGCAGCUCCUCUGCUGACUAUUUGAUUCUAGCUCAUACUCUGAUACAUUCCCCAGGAAAAAGAAAGCCAGGCGCCGGCACUUAGAUGCCUGCUUAAAUCUCUCAAUGAAUUUGAGGGACCAACAACUAUCCAGGUUGUAAUAGGUCUAUGUGAAAUAUAUAUUUGAUAGAUCUAUUCUAGAAUCUGCCUCUGCAUAUCCUCUCCUAGGUGCACUUCUUAAAUUCAUUCAUGAAUCAUAACUUAAUAAUGCUGUAAAAAUGAGGAUCCCAGCUGUUUGCAGUGUAUGAGAGUCUCUGGGUUGUUGUGCUGGCUGUUGAGAGCCUUUUACUGUAUCAUAUUGUUUUGUUGUGGGCCUAGAAUGAAUGACCUGGGGCUGGAUCAAACUGUAUUCAUGAAGUGUCUCAGAGUAGGAGUGGAACUGAUCCUAGAUCAGCACUCCUACUUUAAGACUUUAUGAAAACAGGCCUAGGUCCCUAGCAACAAUGGCGUUCUGGAUUAAAAUUAGAGUUUGCAUAGUUUUUAUCCACGUUCACAAAAAGCCCCCUGCAAACACACAACUGCUCCUUUUCAAAUGUGUUGCUAGGAUACGAGCGCAGCGGAGAUGAAAUCCCCUCUGUGUUUCGUUUCUCCAGCUGCAAAGCUCAGACAUUAUGUUAUGUGUGUGUCUGUGUGUGUGUGUGUCUGUGUCAUCUGCAUCUGUGUGUGUCCCCGUGACUGGACCAGUAUGAUGCACAGCCUCUCAUAUCAGACCAGUUAAUCCCAUUUAGUCCUGGUCAGGGUUAGUUGAGGGAGAGGUAGUGUUUGAUGAGCUCAGCAUCUUCCUCUGGAGAGAGAGAGAGAGCUGCUUUGAGAUCUUCAUCCUAAUGCCACCUCUCUUUUUCACUCUCCAGUCCACCAACUGAUACCCCAGGCAGGCAGAGCAGAACUAAUCAAUAUUCGCCCUGUUGUUGGGCAAUUACACUGAAGAUCAGGGGUUGGAACCAGUUCAGGGAACAGAACAGAAAACCGGAAAAUAACAUUUUUUGAGGAACAGAAUCAGAACCGGGAACAAAAGUGAUCUAUACUGUUCUGGAACAGAGCUGUUAUUUUAAAAGCAAGGGAACUGUUUCAGAGGUUUUAAAAGGAACAGAAAGGAAUUAUAUAAACCAUUACAGUUUUUUGUUUCAGACUGGUUCAGAACUUUGUUUUGUGGGUCAGAACAGUGUAAUGAAACAAAAAAAAGAAUGGUUCUGCUCAGAACGAAAUGAUUGGAAAAUAAUUUUGGUUCCAACCCCUGCUGAAGAUACACUAAUAUUUCAUGCUAAUAGCUCAUUAGCGCGUUAGCAAUCCAGCAUGGCUUGGAUAUGAAUCCAUUGUCUGAAUAAUUGUUGUUGUUGUUGAUUGAUGUUAUUAUUGUCAGCAUUUCAACUGCCGUUUGGUGCUGAUAAAGUAGUCCUCUGAAAAGGGUCUAUUUAAUACUUAGAAAUCAGUAUCUAAUUCAAAUGGGAGACCCAUGGGGCGGCGCACAAUUGGCCCAGCGUCGUCCAGGGUAGGGGAGGGAAUGGCCGGCAGGGGAUGUAGCUCAGUGUCACGCCCUGGCUCUGGGGACUCUAGUAUGUUGAGCCAGGGUGUGAGUUUUCUUGUGUUUUACAUUCUAGGUUAAGUAUUUCUAUGUUGGCCAGUGUGGUUCUCAAUCAGAGGCAACGAGUGUCAGCUGUUGCUGGUUGUCUCUGAUUGGGAACCACAUUUAGACAGGCUGUUUUCCCACAGUGGUUGUGGGAUCUUGUUCCGUGUUGGUUGUGUUAGACCUAGGACGUCACAUUAUCAUUUGUUGUUUUGUUCGUGUUAUUCAGUUAUUAAAUAAAGUAAAAUAUGUUUGCAUUUCACGCUGCGCCUUGGUCCUCCUCCUUCGACGAACGUGACAGAAGAUCCCACCAAAACUGGACCAAGCAGCGUGUCCAGGAGCCAUCGCCAGGGGAAUCGCUAGCGGAUCUCCGUGGCAACCUCGACUGGGUCAAGCCUAGUGAAGAGCAGAGAGGGUGGACUUGGGAGCAGUGGAGGAAGAGUCUCGACUGGGUCAAGCCAAAUGAAGAGCAGAGUGGUUGGACUUUGGAGCAGUGGAGGAAGAGUCUGGCGAGAGAUAGGGAGGCUUGGUCCACGGGGAGGAGAGACACCCCAAAAUUUUUUAGGGGGGGGCUCACGCCGUGGACGACGGGAUGGAGCAGUCCAGCGGGUUUGCAGAGGAGGCCGCCAGGUUAAGGGGGCCACUGGUCACAGAGGAGAGGGAAAGUGUAGAGGCACGGCGAGAGGUACUGGGGUGUGUUACCAGUCCGGUCCGGCCCGUUCCUGUUCCUCGCAUUGAGCCUGUGGUGCGUGUCCGUCAGCCCGGCCUGUUCCUGAUCCCCGCCACGAAGCCUAUGGUGCAGCGUCGCCAGCCACUGCCCGGCCUGUUCACUGCCUCCCCGCACCAAGCCUAUGGUGCGGCAUUCGGCCAGCCCCGGCCCGGCCUGUUCCUGCCUCCCCAGCACCAGGCCUAUGGUGGCGCUUCGUCAGCCCGAUCCGGCCUGUUCCUGCUCCCCGCACCAAACCUAUGUUGCGCGUCGCCAAAACCGGCCGGUCCCGCUCCUGCUCCCCGCACCAAGCCUAUGGUGCGCGUCGCCAGCCCGGGCCCGGCCUGUUUCCUGCUCCCCGCACCAUAGCCUAUGGGUGCGCUUCGUCAGCCCGGUCCGGCCCGCUCCUGCUCCCCGCACAAGCCUAUGGUGCGUCGUCGCUAGCCCGGCCCGGUCCAUUCCUGCUCUCCGCACCAAGUCAGUGGUGCGCUUCGUCAGCCCGGUCCGGCCCGCUCCUGCUCCCCGCACCAAGCUAUGGUGCACGUCGCCAGCCCGGCUCGGCCUGUUCCCUGCUCCCCACACCAAGCCAAUGGUGUGCGUCGUCAGUCCGGCACAGCCCGUGCCUGUUCCACCGGUGCCUGGUCCGGUACCGGUCAGCUGCUCCACGCCGGAGCUAGAGCAAUCCGCUCCACCAUUGUUCAGUCCAGCUCCGGCCAGCAGGGCCAGACCGGACCAGGGGUACUUUGGGGGGUUAGAGAGGGAGUGGGGAUCAUGCCCGGAGCCGGAUCCGCCGCCAAGGCGGAGUGCCCACCCGGUCCCUCCCCUGUGGUGUUUGAUUGGCGCGGUCGGAGUCCGCGCCUUUGGGGGGGGGGUACUGUCACGCCCUGGCUCUGGGGACUCUAGUAUGUUGAGCCAGGGUGUGAGUUUUCUUGUGUUUUACAUUCUAGGUUAAGUAUUUCUAUGUUGGCCAGUGUGGUUCUCAAUCAGAGGCAACGAGUGUCAGCUGUUGCUGGUUGUCUCUGAUUGGGAACCACAUUUAGACAGGCUGUUUUCCCACAGUGGUUGUGGGAUCUUGUUCCGUGUUGGUUGUGUUAGACCUAGGACGUCACAUUAUCGUUUGUUGUUUUGUUCGUGUUAUUCAGUUAUUAAAUAAAGUAAAAUAUGUUUGCAUUUCACGCUGCGCCUUGGUCCUCCUCCUUCGACGAACGUGACUCUCAGUUGGUAGAGCAUGGCGUUUGCAACGCCAGGGUUGUGGGUUCGAUAAAAUAAUGUAUGUGCUAACUGUAAGUCGCUCUGGAUAAGAGCGUCUGCUAAAUGACUAAAAUGUAAAUGUAAAUGUAAAUGAAUUAAGGCAGUGGAAACGUAUUGAUAACAAUACAAAUGCUUUUAUUAUCUGAUGAACAAGCAUGCAAUCCAUCAUUUUUAACCCCCUGGUGGUGUUUUAUGAAGUGCCUUGUGACGAGCAUCAUUACCUGAGCCUGUCUGUCGCUAUGGCAGACGUCUCCAGGGAGAUGCCGCUGCGCUGUUCUGUUCUGCUGUUCCGCUGUCUGCAAGGAGCGCAUUCUAGAGUGUUGCUGAAACAGCUGUUGCUUGUCAUAUUGUGUUUCCUUGGCGAUGGGUUGAUCAUGUCACAGUACGCUCCAGGUCGUCUCUGACUGUGGUCUGGGGGGCACAUAGUGACUGAGUGUUCAGCGAUGGCCCACUCAGCUAAAACAGCGCUCAGGGAGGGUGGUUGCUUGUGACAACCAUGGACCAGUCAAUCAUGGUGUUGACAACCUGUUAAGGAAGACAGGGAGAUGGUCUCCUGCUGUGGUGCCUAGAAGGCUGACAUGAUCAGUACUGUUGUUCAGGGCCAAUGACAUGAAUAGUGGAAAGGAUACUAGUACUGUACUCUACCAGAGUUGUCUAACUGGGCAUGACUAGUGCUGUUCAAUUGUAGGGUAUGACAUGUAGUCAAUAUGAUCCCCCACCCCUUUGCCCUCAGAACAGCCUCAAUUUGUCGGGGCAUAGACUCUACAAGGUGUUGAAAGUGUUCCACUGGGAUGCUGGCCCAUGUUGAAUCCAAUGCUUCCCACAGUUGUGUCAAGUUGGCUAGAUGUCCUUUGGGUGGUAGACCAUUUUUGAUACACACGGGAAACUGUUGAGUGGGUAAGAUCCAGCAGCGGUGCAGUUCUUGACACAAACCGGUGUGCCUGGCACCUACUACCAUACCCUGUUGUUCAAAGGGACUUAAAUCUUUCGUCUAGCCCAUUCACCCUUUGAAUGGCACACAUACACAAUCCAUGUCUCAAUUGUCUCAAGGCUUAACAUUUUUUAUUUAACUUGUCUCCUCCCCUUCAUCUACACUAAUUAAAGUGAUUUAAUAUGGUCAAAAAAAAAAAAAAAAGUAUCUAACAUAAACAUACUGUUGACACGUAGGUUUUGUGAAUUUUGACACUCUUAUGUAGGUGUCAUAACCAGCCAUAAAAUAACUUGAUUUAAUGAGGCGUCUUUAAAGAAAUGAAUGGGCUACAUGAUGCAAUGUUACGGUCAUGUUUUAGUGGUGCAAUGUGUUGACUCGGCUAGUUACAGUACAUCUCUCUCCACUCUCUGUCUCUGUCUCUCUUGCAGGAAAAGCAGCCUGUCCUGCUAAUGUUUCAACAUCAGCUGUGGUUCUAAGCAUCACCUCAGGAGGUUCUACACAGAGCAACAUGCCGCACCUCACUGUGCUCCUCCUCCUCCUGUCCCUCACUCUCCCUUCCACUGGUGAGUGUCAUAUGGUAAUCACACUCUAGGGCUUUUCACACUACCGAGCCGAGCCAAACCAAGCUGUACUGUGCUGGCCUGGUUAUGCAGUCGCUGUAGGGUCUGGAACUUUACUGAAAAUAAAGUGAAAUAUCAGAGCUAGCUAGCACAGUUUAGUUCGGGCCGGCACGAUAGUGUGAAAAAUGUACCAGUCUCAUCUUCAGCUUAACUGCAGGUGAAAUAGAAUGUGUCUUGUCCAUUGAAUUGCUGCUUUUUGGGAUGCAGUCAAGGCCAAGCUACUAUCCACUGUAUGUGCAGGCAGAUAGAAAAGAUCUGUCUGUGUUGUGUAACCCCAGACAACCUCUUCAGAAGUUUAGAUUUCAAUUCAGCUGAAGCAAAGAAUGUGUUGUUUGGACUCUGGCGUUCUCACUACUUCACAACACAUAUCCUUCAACAGAUUGGGAUGGUGGAGAUUACAUUUGUUCAUAGGAAGAGGUGCAAGAGUCAUGCUUCGACUUCACCCACAGGCAAUGACAACAGGGUGUGUGUGUGUGUGUGUGUGUGUGUGUGCCUGGCCCAGGGCAUCGCACCACCACCCCAUCACUUUUUGCUGUAUGCCUGCCUGAUCCUGCCUCUUCCGAAACACAACAGAUCCGCAUGCAUAAAUAGUCAUCACUAUGGCCAAGGGACAUCGCUUUGACAUCGCUGUUGCGAGCCAACAAGGAGGAAGUUAAUCUGAUGAUUAAUGUAAUGUCGUUGUUGUAGUUACGUAAACUAAGACAUAAUCAAGACCGUGGAGAAGGAAGUCUGCAGAGGGCUACUGUCUGUUUGGGCAGAGGGCUGAUAAUCACUGUUGACCAUAGAAAUAGAGUCACUAGAAGGGACAAAGUCCAUCACUGAACAUUGACUUGAAUAGAAAUGUCUGUUCUAUUGAAUAGAAAUGUCCGUUCUAUUCAUUCUAUUUCUUCGCUGUUGACCAUCUGAUUCUCCGCCCUACCAAGGCUCUUAUUGGACAAUACCUCAGUACUGUAUGUCUCAUGUCAUUUUACAUGCUGUGACAUCAAACUCAAGCCUGACGAAUACCUUUGCACAAUAAAACUGCAGCAACAUUCAACAGUGUUCAGAUUUCUAGCUUUCUUUCAUCACAUCAAACACAAGCUGACCAUGUUGAGGAUGUAAGAGAUUUCUCUCAGUGUGAUUGUUUGAAUCUGUAGCCUUCAGUCAAUGCCGAUCACUGUGAUUGUCACAUAUUCUAUAAUGCAACAGGGACAGAAAUGUACAGAGCAGUGUAUUCAAAAGACAAGUCAAAUCUCACUGCAAGCAUCAUUCAGUAAGCUUGCAAUGUAUAACAAUGUCACCUUUAACCCCUUGCUUCAUACAGAAGGAGAGAUAGAUAGAAAGCCAGUGACAGUAAACACUGUAUAUACUGGGCGGUGAGAAGUUUAAUUUGCUGCAAUAUUAACCUUGCUGUUCCCAUAACAGUGAUGGAUGAAUAUGCUGAAUAGAAGUAAACUCCAGCACACUGUUGAUCUUAAUAUUUGUUAUUUAGCCUUUAUUUAACUAGGCAAAACACAUUCUUAUUUACAAUGACGGCCUGGCAUGAGGCAAAAGGCCUCCUGUGUAAGGGUUGCGGUGAGGUGUGACCCAGGUGCGGUGCAGGAUAAACAGUAGGCAGUAGGCAGAGAUGGUGAAACAAGGAUCGUUACUGGUGGUCCUGAAACCAGAAUACAAAAUAACGGACUUAUCACAAUAAAAGAAAGGUGGAGCAAAUAAGUCUUCAAAAAACAUCUGACAACCAAAAUACAAAAUACUACCUAAGACAGAAACAAAUAACGAAACAGGGAGAACACUUCUCAAGUACCUGUACAUAGGUCUCCGAUCAGACACUGAGUAGUACUGCUGGACAUAGAGAAACUAGCAGAGAACACUGAGCAAGGGAACACAGGGAAGUGAGGGCAUAAAUACACAGGUGAACAGAGAGACACAGGUGACACCAAUAGGAUCAUGAUUAGUCCAGAUUGUGAGUGAGGAGGUGCCUAAAGUUGUCGGAGGAUGACACCUAGUGGGUCACUCCAGAACUGCGACCCCCUCCUGUAAGAGUGCCCCCCCCGGGCGACGCCUGCGGUUGGCCUGAUGUUGAGACCUGACUGAGGCCUGCUUAAGCGCCGCCCGUACCUGCCUCCAGGUGCGGCGACAGCGACUGAUGUGGGCCUGGACCGACGGGACCGCCGCCUCCUCCUCUUGCUCGGGGAAUAGGGGGGGUUGGUACCCGUAUUGGCACUGGAAGGGGGACAGGCUGGUGGAUGAGCAGAGAAGGGUCUUGUGGGCGUACUCCGCCCACGCCAGUCGCUGACUCCAUGUAGCUGGGUUGCUGGAGGCGUAGAACCUCAGCACCCCCUCCAGAUCCUGGUUGACGCGCUCCGUCUGCCCGUUCGAAGGAGCGCACGCACAUCUGGGUGAGGGCUGUCAGGGGAGCAGCUAGGUAGCUAAAAUUGCAAAUAAAUCGGCUAUAAAAAUUAGCGAAUCCUAAAAACCGUUGGAGUUGCUUGAGGGAUGAGGGCUGGGGCCAAUCCAGUACCGCGCUGUCCUUGGCUGGGUCCAUCCAUAGGUCCCCCUGAGUGACGAUGAACCCCAGGAUGGAGACUGUCUCUCUGUGGAACACACACUUCUCCCCCUUGACGUAGAGCUGGUGACAGAGAAGGAUUUGGAGGACCUGCUGAACAUGCUGCUGGUGUUCACUCAUGUCCUUCGAAAAUAUUAGGAUGUCAUCCAAAUACACGAAGACGCUGUAAUCGAGGAGGUCCCGGAGCACGUCAUUGACCAACGCCUGGAACACCACAGGCACGUUGGCUAGACCGAACGGCAUGAUUUGGUACUCGUAAUGCCCACUGGGUGUGUUAAAAGCCGUCUUCCACUCGUCCCCCUCCCGAAUCCUCACCAGCUUGGUGAAGACCCGGGUUCCCUUCAAUGACUCGAAUGCCGUCGUCAUCAGGGGGAGUAGGUAGCGGUUCUUAACCGUGAUGUUGUUGAGCACCCGGUUAUCAAUGCACGGCCACUGCCCACCAUCCUUUUUCCCCACGAAGAAGAAGCCCGCGCCCGCAGGUGAGGUAGAGGGACGGAUGUGACCCUCGACGAGUGCCUCGUCGAUAUACUCCCUCAUGACCAGGGUCUCCGGCUGGGACAAGAAAAACAAUCGCCCUCGUGUGGGCAUGGCGCUCGGCAGGAGAUCGAUAGCGCAGUUGUAUGGCCUGUGAGGAGGUAGGCCCUUGGCACGCCUCUUACAUAACACCUCCCCCAGAUCCCAAUACUCCCGGGGAACGCCUGCCAGGUCUGGGCCGGUGAUGGAGUCUGUAGCAGCCAUCCUCCCGGUGGCAACCACUGCUAGGGCGGUAGGUGGUUCGGAGUGCGGGACCUGGGGAAAGGGUGAGGACUGGUAGGUGGUCUGGGACGGUGGUUUGGGCUGAUGAGUGGUCGUGGAGACCGGAACAGGACUUGAGCGGAGCCUCCCUCCAGGAUGAGCCGCUCCAUGGACCAGUCUAUCCGGGGUUUGUGGGCGACCAGCCAGGUGUGCCCGAGGACGAGGGGACACUCCAGAGAGUCCACAAUGAAAAACUGGAUAUCCUCCCAUAGCCCCCCCGCCACCCGGACACGCACAGGGACAGUGCGCUGGGUGAUGAAGCCCGACCCCAACAGCCUGGCUGUCCAGGCCCAUGACUGGAACCGGCUCGGAGAGGGAGGUCCUGGAGUUUUAGGUUGGCUUGGAGAGAAUUCCAAGACCAGGGGGCUGAGUAAUGAAAGGUCCUUUUUCCAUGAUCAGUAAAACCUUUUGGGACUGUUAGCAUGAAACAUGAUUUAGAUCUGAGCCUAAAUAAAAAUGUAUCCGUGUUUGAGCCUGCAUGGUGCUGUCCACUCGACAGCACUGUAGAGAUCACAAUGGUGAGUUAGACGUCUCUGAUUGGUAAUAAAACAAAGGGCUGCAUGAUACACAGAGUAAAGAGCCAUCAGUGUAAAGCUUGAGGCUUGCACAUAAAUAGUAUUACCAUAGUCCAACACAGAGAGAAAGGUACAACAAAUCAACUCUUUUCUGGCAGCAAAGGUAAACAAGCUUUGUGCCAGUAAUAAAACCCAAUACUCAGAUUGAGUUUCCUGACAAGGUUCUCUAAAUGGGUGGUGAAGCUCAACUCCUCAUCCACCCAAACUCCCAGAUAUUUGUACAUUUUGACUUGCUCUAUAGAAUGUCCUUCCAAGGUAGUAAUUAUAUGUUUUUUAGUGUUUAGUAUUGGAAAAUACAGUGCAUUUUGUUUUAGAGGAAUUCAGAGCGAGCUUCAAAUCGUACUGAUUCUAUUGAUGUUAAAAGCUGUUUGAGCUUUUUCAGAAGCCAAAGUCAAACUGCUACCACUUGAAUAGAGAACAGUGUCAUCCGCAUAAAAAUGUACAUCAGCUGUCUCAAUAUGUUGUUGAUAUAGAUAAUAAACAGCAGGGGACCUAAAAUGUAUCCUUGAGGCACACCCGAGCUCAACUCUACGGUGUCCAACUUAUAACCAUAUGCCUUAACACACUGGGUUCCAUUUGACAGGUAGUUCUCAAACCACUCCAGAGCAUGACCAGUAAUCCCAGUACACUUCAAUCUCUGCACCAAGACAGUAUGGUCCACAGUGUCAAAUGCCUUUGACAAGUCUAUGAAUACAGAUACACAAUGCAGCUUAUUAUCCAGGGCACAGUGAAUAUCAUUCAAAACCCUCAAAGUUGCUGUGACAGUGCUGUGGCUAGACUUGAAACCUGAUUGCAUAUCACUCAAAAUGCUGUUUUCCUGGAGGUAGGCCUUAAUCUGCUUAUUGACUAGGGACUCCAAUACCUUUGCCAGAAUAGAAAACUUAGAUAUGGGCCGAAAGUUAUUCAGUAGAGUGGGAUCACCUCCUUUCAAAAGAGGUAGGACAAAUGCUGAUUUCUGCAACUUUCAUUACAUUCUAUGGUGAGGUUAAAGGCAUGUUAAAGGGAGAGCAAUGAUUUCUGCAGCUAAAUGAAGUAGGCAGGGGUAUAGAUCAUCAGGGCCAGGGGAUUUUUUUUACAUUAAUUGCUUUCAGGGCUCUACGCACCUCUGAGACAGAGAAGGGUGAGAAGGAGAACCUGGAGAAGGAGUGCUCGGGAGUGUCAGGUAAUUUCACAGGGGGUUCAUGUUGACCUUUAACCCUAUCAACUAUUCCGCCUGCGUCAAGAAAAUCCACCUGCAUAAAUUACCACCUGUGAGUCAACCAGCAGUUGUUUAGGGAGCUGUGCAUCUUUUUUGCACUCUAAACCUUUCACUACUUGCCAAAUUUGGAAGGAUUAUUCAGAUUAUACACAGGAGAUUUGAGGUAGUGGUCUGCUUUCAGCUUUCGGGUCAUAGCCACACCCUGAUUCCGAAGGCAUUUAAAAGCCAUCCAAUCAUCAGCGGAAUUAGACCUUCUUGCUUUAGCCCACAAAGCAUUCCAUUCCUUAUGAUUUCAGCAAGUUUGUCUCAGAACCAAGGGUUGUCUCUGCACUUAAUUCAGUAUUAUUUGAAUGGACAUACUUGUUGCAUACAUCCUGGAAUGCUUUAUGGAAGUAAGAAAAAGCUCAUUCAACAUCAGGGAUGAAUUCAACUCUAUUCCGGGCAAUAUUCAAAACAUAAUGUAAAAAACCCUGACUAUCAAACCGCUUCCAGUUUCUUUUCAUGAUGAUACAUGGAGGUAGUUUAGGAAUUUUACCAUCCCUUACACAAACAACAGCACAGUGAUCACUUAUAUAAUUUGCAAAAACACCAGAAGCAUUAAAACAAUGUGGAGUGUUGGUUAAAAUAAGAUCAAACAAAGAGGAUUUCAGAGGACACUUUGCAUUCAAUCUUGUUACAUUGUUAACAAUCUGAGUAAGAUUAUAGGUAAAACAUAAAUUCUUGAGUUGAUCAGAGCUGGAUGUCAACCAGUCUAUGUUCAGGUCACCCAUGAGCACAAAUUCAGAUUUGACAUUGUAGCCAUCAAUGCCAAUGUCUUUGUCAGUGCUAGAUUUUCUGAGGCAGGUUUCAGAAAGCAUAAAUACAUCUGGGUCUGCGGUUUUUAUCCAAAUAUUCAGAAAAUCAAGUUUUGGAAGAAUACUUCUUUCAUUCAGAAAUGUCAGGAAUUGGGUUAGAUUGCACAUUUCCUGACAGUAAAAGCAGCAAAAUAAUAGCAAGUCUAUAUCAAUAUAGAUCUAUAUAUAUUUACAAACAUUUGGAUUCACAGACAGUAAUAGAACCAUAGUCCAGAGAAACCAGUCUUUAUCACAACAUAUAUUUAUACAAAAGUAUGUGGACACCCCUUCAAAUUAGUGGAUUCGGCUAUUUCAGCCACACCCGUUGCUGACAGGUGUAUAAAAUCGGGCGCACAGCCAUGCAAUCUCCAUAGACAAACAUUGGCAGUAGAAUGGCCUUACUGAAGAGCUCAGUGACUUUCAGCGUGACACCGUCAAAGGAUGCCACCUUUCCAACAAGUCAUUUCGACAAAUUUCUGCCCUGCUAGAGCUGCCCCGGUCAACUGUAAGUGUUGUUAUUGUGAAGUGGAAACGUCUAGGAGCAACAACGGCUCAGCCGCGAAGUGGUAGGCCACACAAGCUCACAGACUGCCGAUUGCUGAAGCGCGGAGUGCGUAAAAAUCGUCUGUCCUUGAUUUCAACACUCACUACCAAGUUCCAAACUGAACUGUCAGCACAAUAACUGUUCGUCAGGAGUUUCAUGAAAUGGGUUUCUAUGGCCGUGUAGCCGCACACAAGACUAAGAUAAAAAUAAAUUUAAAAAAAGCCUAAGAUUACCAUGCUCCAAUGCCAAGCGUCGGCGGAAGCUGUGUAAAGCUCACCGACAUUGGACUCUGGAGCAGUGGAAACGCGUUCUCUGGAGUGAUGAAUCACGCUUCACCAUCUGGCAGUCAGACGGACAAAUCUGGGUUUGGCAGAUGCCAGGAGAACACUACCUGCCGGAAUGCAUAGUGAUAUAAUAAUAUAAUAUAUAAUAUGCCAUUUCGCAGACGCUUUUAUCCAAAGCGACUUACAGUCAUGCGUGCAUAAAUUUUUGUGUAUGGGUGGUCCAGGGGAUCGAACCCACUACCUUGGCGUUACAAGCGCCGUGCUCUACCAGCUGAGCUACAGAGGACCACUAAACUGUAAAGUUUGGUGGAGUUUGCUACAGAGGACCACCAAACUGUAAAGUUUGGUGGAGGAGGAAUAAUGGUCUGGGGCUGUUUUUCAUGGUUCGAGCUAGGCCCCUUAGUUCCAGUGAAGGGAAAUCUUAACGCUACAACAUACAAUGAUAUUCUAGAUUAUUCUGUGCUUCCAACUUUGUGGCAAAGUUUGGGGAAGACCCUUUCCUGUUUCAGCAUGACAAUGCCCCUGUGCACAAGGUGAGGUCCAUACAGAAAUGGUUUGUUGAGGUCGGUGUGGAAGCACUUGACUGGCCUGCACAGUGCCCUGACCUCAACCCCAUCAAAUAUCUUUGGGAUGAAUUGGAACGCCAACUGCGAGCCAUGCCUAAUCGCCAACAUCAGUGCCCAACCUCAUUAAUGCGCUUGUGGCUUAAUGGAAGCAAGUCCCCGCAGCAAUGUUCCAACAUCUAGUGGAAAGCCUUCCCAGUAGAGUGGAGGCUGUUAUAGCAGCAAAGGGGGGACCAACUCUAUAUUAAUGCCCAUGAUUUUGGAAUGAGACGUUCAACGAGCAGGUGUCCACAUACUUUUGUCGUGUAGUGUAUUUCAAAAGGUGAGUGCAGUCCAGAGACAUGGUUAGGGCGUCGGGCCCUAAAUGCAUCAUCCUCAGUGUAAGAGUCACAAUAGCACCAAUAGCAACAAUAGCAACAGCAACAUGUUCAUUUGUAGCCUAUCAAUCAACAUGAGAAAUAACCAUAAAAAGUUUUCUAAGAUUCAGAUCUAAAAUAGUAUGCCUAUGAGGUUGCACACUAAUCACAAAAUAGCCUAAGCUACAAUAAAAUAAGCUACAAUAAGAUAACCAAGUAUUACAAAUCUAAAUGCAAGAUCCCGAGUUAAAGUCCACAGGCUAAAGAUACAAUUCGGAUCAGAGACCACGGUGUGUGCAUGCAGAGGCAUCAUGCCCAUAUCAGAUUUGUCCUAUUUAAAAAAUAUAUAUACAGUGGGGAGAACAAGUAUUUGAUACACUGCUGAUUUUGCAGGUUUUACUACUUACAAAGCAUGUAGAGGUCUGUAAUUUUUAUCAUUGGUACACUUCGACUGUGAGAGACGGAAUCUAAAACAAAAAUCCAGAAAAUCACAUUGUAUGAUUUUUAAGUAAUACAUUUGCAUUUUAUUGCAUGACAUAAGUAUUUGAUACAUCAGAAAAGCAGAACUUAAUAUUUGGUACAGAAUCCUUUGUUUGCAAUUACAGAGAUCAUACGUUUCCUGUAGUUCUUGACCAGGUUUGCACACACUGCAGCAGGGAUUUUGGCCCACUCAUCCAUACAGACCUUCUCCAGAUCCUUCAGGUUUCGGGGCUGUCGCUGGGCAAUGCAGACUUUCAGCUCCCUCCAAAGAUUUUCUAUUGGGUUCAGGUCUGGAGACUGGCUAGGCCACUCCAGGACCUUGAGAUGCUUCUUACGGAGCCACUCCUUAGUUGCCCUGGCUGUGUGUUUCGGGUCGUUGUCAUGCUGAAAGAACCAGCCACGACCCAUCUUCAAUGCUCUUACUGAGGGAAGGAGGUUGUUGGCCAAGAUCUCGCGAUACAUGGCCCCAUCCAUCCUCCCCUCAAUACGGUGCAGUCGUCCUGUCCCCUUUGCAGAAAAGCAUCCCCAAAGAAUGAUGUUUCCACCUCCCUGCUUCACGGUUGGGAUGGUGUUCUUGGGGUUGUACUCAUCCUUCUUCUUCCUCCAAACAUGGCGAGUGGAGUUUAGACCAAAAAGCUCUAUUUUUGUCUCAUCAGACCACAUGACCUUCUCCCAUUCCUCCUCUGGAUCAUCCAGAUGGUCAUUGGCAAACUUCAGACGGGCCUGGACAUGCGCUGGCUUGAGCACGGGGGACCUUACGUGCGCUGCAGGAUUUUAAUCCAUGACGGCGUAGUGUGUUACUAAUGGUUUUCUUUAAGACUGUGGUCCCAGCUCUCUUCAGGUCAUUGACCAGGUCCUGCCGUGUAGUUCUGGGCUGAUCCCUCACCUUCCUCAUGAUCAUUGAUGCCCCACGAGGUGAGAUCUUGCAUGGAGCCCCAGACCGAGGGUGAUUGACCAUCAUCUUGAACUUCUUCCAUUUUAUAAUAAUUGCGCCAACAGUUGUUGCCUUCUCACCAAGCUGCUUGCCUAUUGUCCUGUAGCCCAUCCCAGCCUUGUGCAGGUCUACAAUUUUAUCCCUGAUGUCCUUACACAGCUCUCUGGUCUUGGCCAUUGUGGAGAGGUUGGAGUCUGUUUGAUUGAGUGUGUGGACAGGUGUCUUUUAUACAGGUAACGAGUUCAAACAGCUGCAGUUAAUACAGGUAAUGAGUGGAGAACAGGAGGGCUUCUUAAAGAAAAACUAACAGGUCUGUGAGAGCCGGAAUUCUUACUGGUUGGUAGGUGAUCAAAUACUUUUCUGAUGUAUCAAAUACUUGUGUCAUGCAAUAAAAUGGAAAUUAAUUACAUAAAAAUCAUACAUGUGAUUUUCUGGAUUUUUGUUUUAGAUUCCGUUUUAGAUUCUAUGAUAAAAAUUACAGACCUCUACAUGCUUUGUAAGUAGGAAAACCUGCAAAAUCGGCAGUGUAUCAAAUACUUGUUCUCCCCACUGUAUAUAUAUAUAUAUGGAUUUAUUGUUUUGUUGUUUCUUUGUAGUACUACUAGUCACCAAGCAAUUUUACGAAGUAGGCUUUAGGUAGCGCAGAUAGAUUCCCAAUCUGCUAACCUCAUAACUAGCUACAGUGCCUUGCAAAAGUAUUCAUCCCCCUUGGCGUUUUUCCUAUUUUGUUGCAUUACAACCUGUAAUUUAAAUGGAUUUUUAUUUGGAUUUCAUGUAAUGGACAUACACAAAAUAGUCCAAAUUGGUGAAGUGAAAUGAAAAAAAUAACUUGAUUCAAAAAAUUCAAAAAAAUUCAUAACGGAAAAGUGGUGCAUGCAUAUGUAUUCACCCCCUUUGUUAUGAAGCCCCUAAAUAAGAUCUGGUGCAACAAAUUACCUCCAGAAGUCACAUAAUUAGCUAAAUAAAGUAAUUAACUAAAUCAAACCCAAAUCAGAACUAUUACCUUUUUGAGGAAAAUUUGGAGAAGUCCGUCCAAAGCUUGUUGAAUGCAUGCACUGAAAUAAUCAGAAAACACAAAAUAAAAAUACAAUUAGGAUACGGAAAACAACUACUGAAAACAUCUUAAAAGGUAGACAGCGGCUAAUGGGCUGGUUUGGCUUUGGAAAUAUAUAUAUUUAUAUAUUUUUCAGCAAGGAAACAAUGUUUCUGCCUUGUAUAAAUGCUAUAUAAACAAAUGAUUUAGCUAGAAUAAACUGGGACUUAGGCCUUCUAAAUCUAAAUGUGUGGUCAACUGUUCCUAGAGAGCCACAGUAUACACAAUUGAUUCAAACUAAUCAACUAAUUAUGAUAUUCGUCACAUACUUUGUGCACCCUCAGAUUUUUGGGUGUGCAUGUGUGCGGAUGUAAUGUAUGUGUGCACCUGUAAGUGUGUGCUGGAGCGGUGAGCGACGCUCGGGGGAGAAGGGGGCAAGUGGUGGGGGUGCUUGUACCAGACAGGGGGAGCAGGACUGGGUAAUUGGGAGCAGUCUGAAAGAUGGGGGCCAAGCAGUGCAGUACUCCACGGGAGUAGCCUAAGUAUCACACCCCCUUGGGAGAGGCUUGUGUCGGGAGGCUGGGUAGGAAAGGAGGCUUUCAACCAGACAGGUGCAUGGUGGAGGAACUUUCAGCAAUGGCACCAGAGAAAUUGAUAUCUGUUUGCUUUCUCCAAUAUGCAAAAAUUUCAACAAUGUAAUGGAUCUUCAAAAUGAAUAUGCUGACCUGGCUUGUCUCUCCCUCUCUCUUAACUGUCUUCCAGAUGCAUCUGUCUUCGGAGGGGAACCUGUCUUCUACGGAGGUAAGACUUGUUAUGGAUCAUCUCAAAAGAGUGUGUGUGUGUGUGUGUGUGUGUGUGUGUGUGUGUGUGUGUGUGUGUGUGUGUGUGUGUGUGUGUGUGUGUGUGUGUGUGUGUGUGUGUGUGUGUGUGUGUGCAUGUGUUUCUUAUCAGUUUGGAAUAAUGAGGAAAUGUUGCAAUGUCACCAAACCCAUGCAAAAUCCAGAAACACACACAGCUAUAUGCAGACUGCUCAAAUGGGAUUUAUCAGUAAGUAGCCUACUUAAAAAUCUGAAGAGAGUUACAAGAAACUAUGUUUGCAAGUGUAUUUCCCUCCCAGCUGGUUAUUAGCAUGUGUGCAGUGAGCAUCACACUCCAGACCACAAGGCAUGUAGUAAAUCUGUGAGUGAACUGAUAAGUAUCUAUAUCAGUAUUUCAUGUGAAAGACAUAACUGGAAGCGAAAGAGCAAUUUAAUACCGCAGACGUUAUAUGUGGCAGACUUUUCCUUCUCACCAGACUGACAGCUUAGUUUCUUCUCAGCUGCAUCCAUUCAGUAAUAACUGUCACAAGGUUGUAAUCUCUUGUGGACAGAUGCGCUGUGUGGCUCAAUAGGCUCUAAUUACGUACCCAUGAAUCAGUGGUGUACCGCAGUUUUGCGGGGCCCCCCACAAGGUCUGAGCAAGGUCUACCAUGGGGCAAAGAUAUAUUUACAUUUUUAAAUUUUAGUCAUUUAGCAGACGCUCUUAUCCAGAGCAACUUAAAGUGCAUACAUAAAAAAAAUGUCAUACCCCCUGUGGGAAUCGAACCCACAACCCUGGCGUUGCAAACACCAUGCUCUAUCAACUGAGCUACAUCCCUGCCAGCCAUUCCCUCCCCUACCCUGGGCCAAUUGCGCGCCACCCCAUGGGUCUCCCGGUCGCGGUCGGCUACGACAGAGCCUGGAUUCGAACCAGGAUCUCUAGUGGCACAGCUAGCACUGUGAUGCAGUGCCUUAUACCACUGCGCCACUCGGGAGCUAAUAGCUAAUAUACUGUAGCUAAUCUCAUGCUAUUUUACACAUUUUGACAUGACACAGAUACAAAAUGUUGCUGUUUUAAAGCACAUUUUCUGCAAUUCUACUCAUAUUACCAUGGGGCAGAGAAAACAAUGUGCAGCGUUAUAGCUAAUCUCAUGCUAUUCUACACAUUUGUCAAUGAGGCUGAGAGAACAUUUUGCAGUUUUACACAUAAUUUCCUGUAAUUCUUAAAAUGUUUGCCAUAGCUUAUUUUUUAUUUUACCUUUAUUUAACUAGGCAAGUCAGUUAAGAACAACUUCUUAUUUACAAUGACGGCCUACACCGGCCACACCUUGACGUGAUGCUUCAAGCACUGGGAUGCAGUGACUUAGACCGCUGCGCCACUCGGGAGCCCAUGAAGUGUUCAUGUCCUAUUUGGGGAGGGAGGUGAAACCAUAGAUAUCCUAUUAAAUUACUGGAGGGGUUAUGUUAUAAACCCUCGAAGUUCCAGAAUGGCAGAAUGAAUGAAUGAAUGGCAAAUGUGGCAGAAUCCUGCAUUUACUUAUGGAGGAAAAUAAAACAAAGGCAUGUGAUGUAUCAGAAAUUGUGUAGUAGAAUUAUUGUCAACCUAAAAUAUUGUCAACUGCUUGGCAUCCGACCGUAAGGCGCUACAGAGGGUAGUGUGUACGGCCCAGUACAUCACUAGGGCCGAGCUCCCUGCCAUCCAGGACGACUAUACCAGGCGGUGUCAAAGGAAGGCCCUAAAAAUGGUUGAAGACUCUCAAGUCAUAGACUGUUUUCUCUGCUACCGCACGGCAAGCGGUAUCGGAGAGCCAAGUCUGGGACCAAAAGACUCCAAAAAGCUUCUACCCCCAAGCCAUAAGACUACUGAACAGUUAAUCAAAUGGCUGCCCUGACUAUUUGCAUUGACCCCCUUUUUAUUUGCACUGACUCUCUUGCACCAGCUCUAUGCACACUCACUGGACUCGACCCACACGCUCACAAAUACUACACUGACACUCCAACACACACAUACGCACACACGCACACACGCACACACACACACACUACAAACGCUCACACACAAAACACACACUCACACAUAGACACACUUUCACACUCUUCACAUAUGCUGCUGCUACGAUGUUUAUUAUCUAUCCUGUUUGCAUAGUCACUUUUACCUACCUACAUGUACAUAUUACCUCAACUACCCGGUACCCCCAGCACAUUGACUCAGUACCGGUACUCCAGGUAUAUCAUCUCGUUAUUGUUAUUUUAUUGUGUUACUAUUUCCUGUUUUUGUACUUUUUAACUCUGCAUUGUUGGGAAAGGGCUUGUAAGUAAGCAUUUCACGGUAAAGUCUACACCUGUUGUAUUCGGCGCUUGUGGAGUAUGCUUGGGGUCAUUGUCUAUUUGGAAGACCCAUUUGCGACCAAGCUUUAACUUCCUGACUGAUGUCUUGAGAUGUUGCUUCAAUAUAUCCACAUAUUUUUCCUUCCUCAUGAUGCCAUCUAUUUUGUGAAGUGCACCAGUCUCUCCUGCAGCAAAGCACCCCCACAGCAUGAUGCUGCCACCCCCUUGGGAGCAAUUUCCAAACACCUGAAGGUACUACGUUCAUCUGUACAAACAAUAAUAUGCAAGGAUAAACACCAUUGGACCACGCAGCCGUCAUACAGCUCAGGAAGGAGACGCGUUCUGUCUCCUAGAGAUGAACGUACUUUGGUGCAAAAAGUGCAAAUCAAUCCAAGAACAACAGCAAAGGAACUUGUGAAGAUGCUGGAGGAAACAGGUACAAAAGUACCUAUAUCCACAGUAAAACGAGUCCUAUAUCGACAUAACCUGAAAGGCCGCUCAGCAAGGAAGAAGCCACUGUUCCAAAACCGCCAUAAAAAAGCCAGACUACGGUUUGCAACUGCACAUGGGGACAAAGAUCGUACUUCUUGGAGAAAUGUCCUCUGGUCUGAUUAAACAAAAAUAGAACUGUUUGGCCAUAAUGACCAUCGUUAUGUUUGGAGGAAAAGGGGGGAGCUUGCAAGCCGAAGAACACCAUCCCAACCGUGAAGCACGGGGGUGGCAGCAUCAUGCUGUGGGGGUGCUUUGCUGCAGGAGAGACUGGUGCACUUCACAAAAUAGAUGGCAUCAUGAGGAAGGAAAAAUAUGUGGAUAUAUUGAAGCAACAUCUCAAGACAUCAGUCAGGAAGUUAAAGCUUGGUCGCAAAUGGGUCUUCCAAAUAGACAAUGACCCCAAGCAUACUUCCAAAGUUGUGGCAAAAUGGCUUAAGGACAACAAAGUCAAGGUAUUGGAGUGGCCAUCUCAAAGCCCUGACCUCAGUCCUAUAGGAAAUGUGUGGGCAGAACUGAAAAAGUGUUUGCGAGCAAGGAGGCCUACAAACCUGUUACACCAGCUCUGUCAGUAGGAAUGGGCCAAAAUCACCCAACUUAUUGUGGGAAGCUUGUGGAAGGCUACCCGAAACGUUUGACCCAAGUUAAACAAUUUAAAGGCAAUGCUACCAAAUACUAAUUGAGUGUAUGUAAACUUCUGACCCACUGGGAAUGUGAUGAAAGAAAUAAAAACUGAAAGAAAUAAUUCUCUCUACUAAUAUUCUGACAUUUCACAUUCUUAAAAUAAAGUGGUGAUCCUAACUGACCUAAGACAGGGAAUUUUUACUAGGAUUAAAUGUCAGAAAUUGGUGAAAAACUGAGUUUAAAUGUAUUUGGCGACGGUGUAUGUAAACUUCUGACUUCAACUGUACAUGAUUCAUUCAUGACAAACGGAGAGGAGACUCGCUCGCUUAGCAUCUGGAGAGAGUCCUUUGUACACCGUCACCGGCAAGCUGCUGCUGUCAAAGAGCGAUUGGUUAGACACUUAACCCAAGUCCAAGACCAGGAAGAUUGAGAGGGAGACAAUUCUGAUUGAUCUUUGCUGUCGUUUGUAUGGCCUGCAGUUGACUUGUACUUUUUCCGGACGUUUUUAGGCCCCUCUAUUCCAUUCGAAGACACGCCAUAGCGUGUUUGUUUCAGUUUGUUUCCAGUACGGCAUCGAUAUUAGAAAGGCAUCAGUUGUCAGGCAACUCCAAGUCCAAGAUCCGAGACCGUUGCCAAAAAUCUUUCCAUCACGUUGAUAUUUGACCUGUAGUUGACUUGUACUGCUUUGGGACGUUAUUAGACAGCUCUUUUCCAUUUUAAGACACGCCAUAGCCUGUGUGUCCUUCGUCCACUAGAUUAGAAAACAGCUGAGGACAUUUUUUUAAGAGUUCCUGUGUUUGUUACAGCAAACUUUCAUUAUCUGCAGCCAAUGAGACGUGAGAUUGUAGCUGGCAAAUGUUAAGAGAGGGACAGAACAAACUGUUGUAAGCUAACCAGGUUGUUAACAUGAUAGAUGCUUCCUACUCUAUCUAUCUUCAAUGACCUGGAAAGAAUCGUGCCCCUGCUUAAUGUUGGUAUUCUGUGCUCUGACAAACAAUGGAGGUAUGUCCCUUUUAAAACUGAACUAGUACACAAACCAUCAGUCCUUCCCUCCAGGAUCUUGGAAUGUCUUUUUUUAUAUACUUGCGGCACAAAAUACGAUGGAAGUAUGUCUGUCUCAUAUAAUGUAGCUCACAAACAAUGGAAGUAUGUCAAGGCCAUUGGGCCUCAGUACUCCCUAGUCCCCAGUUCAGGCCUUUCAUCAACCCACAGCGUGGUGGUGGUUGAAACACAGUAGAAUGUUAUCUGCCUGUCAGGAUGGGUUAACAGACUGGCACUGACCGAGACGGCGUCCCAAAUUACACCCUAUUCCAUAUAUAUAGUGCACUGCUUUUGACCAGUGUCCAUAGGGUAUAGGGUGCCAUUUGAGACUGAACCUGGAUGUUCCCCACUCAUUGUUGUUGGCUGUAAAGGACAGAGCAUAAUGAAAUGUUGUCUGGAGGUCAUGUUAACGUUUACCAUAUCUAUUCUGGGGAUCCUUCUGCUGUAGCAGAUGAUGAUGCAUGUUCCUCCACAACAAUACAUGAUGAUCUGGUUAAUAUCCUGACAUUACGAUGAUGAUGAGGAACCUUAGGAAAUUAUUUAUUUGUCAGAUAUUAUGUUGCCAUGGUGUAUGUACUGUCUGCAAUGGGAGUUGUAAUAAUACAGUUAUCUAGAUGUAUUAUGCUAUUGUAGAUGGAAUGCAUGAUGUUGGAAAGUCCCACAGUUCAUCAAGUUGUAAUUGACAAAAUGUAAGUUAGUUGAGCAGAGCUUGGCCAUGAAGAAAUAGUAUUACAUUAUAAUGAUGUAUUAUUGGUUUUCUGCAACAACAACAAAAAAUGGGGUAUUGUGUGUGACAAUAAAACAUUAUAAGUAUUAUUAUUUUCUUCCUUUAUGGAGAAAAUAAAAUGGGUGACUAACUAGAAUUGCCAGAUUAUGUGGAAAUAUGUUGGUUUCACGGCUUCUGUUUGGAUAAAACGCAUGGAUAAUAAUACAGAUCUUUAUAGAAAUAACACCAAUUAUUAACUGUUGAGCUAUAGAAAGCAUUUCCAUUGACUCUAGUCACGUUUGUGGUGCAUUUGGAAAAUGUAACACUCUAAGGUGACUCCUUGUCAUAGAAACAUGGGUGGCCUCCUAAUUAUCUAUAGACAAGGUCAGGGACCUGCAAUGGUUAAUUUAUUGUGUGCUGUCAUAGUGUACAGGGUAUGCAUAGAUACCACUAUUUAUGUAUUCCCCUCACCCACUACCAUAUUCCCUCACUAACCAACCAGUGACAGUCAGUCAGUGAAGGGUGAAUUGAAAUUAUUUUGUUAGAGGAGAACAUGUUGUGAUGCACGGUGAGUUGUUUAUUCUGUCCUAGAUAUUAUCUCUCACUUUCUCUCUCUCUCUCUCUCUCUCUCUCUCUCUCUCUCUCUCUCUCUCUCUCUCUCCUCUCUCUCUCUCUCUCUCUCUCUCUCUCUCUCUCUCUCUCUCCUCUCUCUCUCUCUCUCUCUCACUCUUUUUUCACGGCCUCUCGCGUUCCCUCUCUCAUGGAUGACAAUUGGCGUAUCGACCGCGGGGGAUCAAAUUGGGUAUGCUUUUGUGAAUGUCACAGCAGGUGUGCAAGAAUAAGGGACCAGUCUGCCUUCUUUGUAUGUGUGUCUGCGAAUGUAGCAGCAGAGGUGUGCAAGAUGAAGGCCCCCUGCAUCCAUGUAAACCCUAGGACAUAUUUAUGUUAUCUGCACUCUGUGUUGUGCUGUGUUAAUGCAUGCAUAGCACGCUGCAGGAUUUAGGGCCUGCAGUAGACAUGUUUCCAUUGACCCAGGUUUAAUCGACAAAAGCAAUGUUGCGAGAAAAAAAUACUACGUACAGUGGGGGAAAAAAGUAUUUAGUCAGCCACCAAUUGUGCAAGUUCUCCCACUUAAAAAGAUGAGAGAGGCCUGUAAUUUUCAUCAUAGGUACACGUCAACUAUGACAGACAAAUUGAGGAAAAAAAAUCCAGAAAAUCCCAUUGUAGGAUUUUUAAUGAAUUUAUUUGCAAAUUAUGGUGGAAAAUAAGUAUUUGGUCACCUACAAACAAGCAAGAUUUCUGGCUCUCACAGACCUGUAACUUCUUCUUUAAGAGGCUCCUCUGUCCUCCACUCGUUACCUGUAUUAACGAUACCUGUUUGAACUUGUUAUCAGUAUAAAAGACACCUGUCCACAACCUCAAACAGUCACACUCUAAACUCCACAAUGGCCAAGACCAAAGAGCUGUCAAAGGACACCAAAAACAAAAUUGUAGACCUGCACCAGGCUGGGAAGACUGAAUCUGCAAUAGGUAAGCAGCUUGGUUUGAAGAAAUCAACUGUGGGAGCAAUUAUUAGGAAAUGGAAGACAUACAAGACCACUGAUAAUCUCCCUCGAUCUGGGGCUCCACGCAAGAUCUCACCCCGUGGGGUCAAAAUGAUCACAAGAACGGUGAGCAAAAAUCCCAGAACCACACGGGGGGACCUAGUGAAUGACCUGCAGAGAGCUGGGACCAAAGUAACAAAGCCUACCAUCAGUAACACACUACGCCGCCAGGGACUCAAAUCCUGCAGUGCGAGACGUGUCCCCCUGCUUAAGCCAGUACAUGUCCAGGCCCGUCUGAAGUGCAUUUGGAUGAUCCAGAAGAGGAUUGGGAGAAUGUCAUAUGGUCAGAUGAAACCAAAAUAUAACUUUUUGGUAAAAACUCAACUCGUCAUGUUUGGAGGACAAAGAAUGCUGAGUUGCAUCCAAAGAACACCAUACCUACUGUGAAGCAUGGGGUUGGAAACAUCAUGCUUUGGGGCUGUUUUUCUGCAAAGGGACCAGGACGACUGAUCCGUGUAAAGGAAAGAAUGAAUGGGGCCAUGUAUCGUGAGAUUUUGAGUGAAACCCUCCUUCCAUCAGCAAGGGCAUUGAAGAUGAAACGUGGCUGGGUCUUUCAGCAUGACAAUGAUCCCAAACACACCGCCCGGGCAACGAAGGAGUGGCUUCGUAAGAAGCAUUUCAAGGUCCUGGAGUGGCCUAGCCAGUCUCCAGAUCUCAACCCCAUAGAAAAUCUUUGGAGGGAGUUGAAAGUCUGUGUUGCCCAGCGACAGCCCCAAAACAUCACUGCUCUAGAGGAGAUCUGCAUGGAGGAAUGGGCCAAAAUACCAGCAACAGUGUGUGAAAACCUUUUGAAGACUUACAGAAAACGUUUGACCUGUGUCAUUGCCAACAAAGGGUAUAUAACAAAGUAUUGAGAAACUUUUGUUAUUGACCAAAUACUUAUUUUCCACCAUCAUAUGCCAAUAAAUUCAUUAAAAAUCCUACAAUGUGAUUUUCUGGAUUUUUUUUUCUCAUUUUGUCUGUCAUAGUUGACGUGUACCUAUGAUGAAAAUUACAGGCCUCUCUCAUCUUUUUAAGUGGGAGAACUUGCACAAUUGGUGGCUGACUAAAUACUUUUUUUCCCCACUGUAUAAUAGGUUAAUUUAUAUACGUAUAUACGUGUAAUGGAAACGGCAGAUAUAGGAGAAAUGUUCUAAAGAUCGUCAACAUUUUUACAGUUCAACAGAGGUGUUUUUUCAUUUUGUCUAACUGUCUUUAUUGAUGAUGGGAACUAUGUUUUUUGAAUACAUGAUUGCCAAAUAAUUCUGAAGGUAUGUGGGGUACGAGAUGUCAUCACGUAGGCCUAACUAAAAAGCUCCACUCCACGUUGAACUAUAAAUGCCUACUGCUUGCAAAAUCAAAAUCAACAUUUGCUAUCCUUGUCCUGACUUUCAAGAAUGCCUGAAUUGCUUCACCUUGCUUUUCUGGUUGACCUGAUUCAAGUUUCACCAUCUAAUUAUUUCAGAUCUACAGCGCAAGUUUCACCAUGGCACAGCCCGUGGCAAUAUGUUGGCACAUGAGAAUUAUUAGAAUAUGGCAAAUAUUAGUCAAUUAUUGUAUUCUAUCCAUGCUGGCUUUCAUGGCCUACCUGAGACAUGAAACAGAUAGGUGGGAGGGUAUACAGGCUGUCACCAAUUUACGAAUGCGCAAUUUGCCUAAAUGGAAACACUUCAACCACUUGAUUUAUAUUAGACACAGUUUUUUGUUUGUGUGUGACGUCAUUACGUCCAGCAGUUUUUAUAGACACAAGAUAGUUCAAUGGAAACAUGUAACAAGCAAUUAUCUCUCUCUCUCUCUCUCUCUCUCUCUCUCUCUCUCUCUCUCUCUCUCUCUCUCUCUCCCUCUCUCUCUCUCCCUCUCUCUAUACACAUCCACCAUACAAUAUGACCAUGCACAUCUCUAUUACUGAAUAUGAUUCAUAUUAAUAUAUUCUUUGUGAUGCAGUGAUACCCAAUGCACACUACAGUAAACCUUCCCCGGUGAGGAUUUGGCUAGCAACAAAGCGCUAGCCAUGUUUCACUCACAGGCAUGGCAUGGUGAAUAUCUCCCAGAAUGCUGCAGUAGAGAUGCCCUCAGGAUACAGUACAUAUGUUCACUGUCCCACUUGGCAACAACCAAUUUGUUCAUGCAAACAAACAAAUAAACCAACAAAUAGAAACCCAGAUAAACAACUGUCUGGGAGUCUGGGAGUUAACUGCAUGUUAGCUUGUAGCUCGCCUAGUUAUGUCUGUAUUGUGCAUUAAUGACAUUUACAAAGAAUAUCACAAUAUGCAUAAACAUGUGCAACACUAUAUAGCUCACAUAUCCAUUGUGAUAUGUGAUGAAAACAAAAUAAUUAGUGAGUUUCCCCACAGGCUGGGAGACCCGUGUGACAUACAAGGGGUCUUGCACUGUCACCAUUCUCUACAGUAUUAUAAUGUGUUGUAGCUUAUUAAUAAUCCAAAUUCACGCUGGCUAAACGUUUUCCUAAUAUAAUACCUCAUUGAUGAAUAAUAGAUGUGUCAUUUCAUUAGAGGCUCUGAUGCCAGGAAGGAACGAAAGAAUGAAAGGAGGAAAAUAAAAGCUUCAGACGAGACCAGGAUCCUGGAUCAGGAGAGAGCUGUCAAUUUACAUUCAAAUGAGUCCCAACAGGUUUGUGUUGGUAUUGUUCCAGUCUAGGGCAGACAGUGUUGAUGAAUAGAGUCCUGUUGUCUGAUAAUAAAGUCCAGAGGAAGGCUCUUCUCUUCACAGCAGGGCCCAGGAGAGAAAAGGUUGUGUCAGUGUGUUUGUCCAUUGACUGCUAGGUACAUGAUUGCCUACCCCAAAAAGCUUUAUACGCCUUUAACGGAGUCACCCAGCCAUCGCUGCCACAGCCAAGUCAUGCCAGAAGAUGAGACAGAGAGGGGGAUCGAGAGUGAGAGAAGGAGUGUCUGAGACGCUGAGAGACACACAUAAUAAGAGGAGGAGAGAGAAAGACAAAGAACAAUAUUGAAGUAUUUCAAGAGGGAGUGUGAGAGAGUAGGUAUACAGGAAGUAGGGAACAGAGAGAUGAGAGAGAUGGAGACAGAGAAAAACAGCCUUUGUUUGAGCGAGGGAAGGAGAGAGACAGAAAGCUAGUGAGAGAGAGAAAGAUAGAGGCUAUUGAUGUUUUUUAUUGAGACGUCCUCAAUCAAUUGAGAGAGUGAUAGAGGCAGAAUAGCGAGACGGUCGAGGAAGAGAGAAAGGCAGCAAUAACCAAUGAGAGAGGAGAGAGAAAUCAUGUGAGAGGGAAAGGGAGAGAUAGAGCAUCAAUACAGAUGUGGGAGCAUCAAGGUCCCUGGUUUCUGCAGGCUGUGGGCCUCAUGUGGUCUGUUUAGCACUCCUCUCUACCAUCUGUCACUUCACAUAGUAAAGUCAGGGAGUGAUGAACGCACACGCAUUACUUUACGAUGACUAGCAUUUCUUUCACAGGGCCAGACAGGCCUGUGUGUCGAUUUCAGCUCUGUUCCAUACGGUCACUGCUCUUCUCCUCUUCUCCCUCCUCCUCUCUUCUUCCCUGAACACUGUUUCUCACUUAACUUACCUCCAUGCCCUGUUUAUGCCAGAGCAUGUGUAAUUCUCUCUCUCUCAAGCAGCAAUCAUUCCAAAUGGUUGGUACUAGGCCAUCAAGCUAUGUCAGUGUCAAGCACUUACACAUUGUCCUUGUGUUGGAGUGUGUGUGAGCUUCAUUCCUGUCCAUUGCAAUUGUUUUCUUAUAUUUUCUGAAGUAUCUGAUAAAAUCAUAUUUUCUAAAGUCCAAGGUUCUCCCUCUCUUUCAUUCUCAUUCUCUGUCGCUCCCUCUCUCUCUCUCGUUCUCUCUCUCGCUCUCCCUCAUUGUCUCUCUCUAUAUCUCUCUCUCUCACUGAGAAUGAAGACUUAUAAUAGCAGUAAGGCACCUCAGGGGUUUGUGGUAUGUGGCCAAUAUACCACUGUUAAGUACUUAUGCACGAAGCAACGCCCUUAGCCGUGGUAUAUUGGCCAUAUACCACAAACCCCUGGUGCCUUAUUGCUAUUAAAAACUGGCUAUUACAACGUAAUUAGAGCAGUAAAUAAGUAGUGUUUUGUCAUAUCCGUGGUCUACUGUCUGAUAUACCACAGCUUUCAGCCAAUCACUAUUCAGGUCUCGAACCACCCGGGUUUAUAAUAAGACAUAAGCAUUUUUGCUGUCAGGAUAUUGUGAGAAUAUGAAUCCUUUGUCCUGGGUUUGUAAAGGUGGCAGUUAGCGUGUAUUUCUUAUAUUUUUAGAGGAAUUAAUCUUCAGGGAAUCUUUUAGAGGCAUUGCUUGCCUAUUUAGACAGAUGAGAUAAGUGCAGGAUGUGUGUGUGUGUGUUGUGGUGUGUGUGUGUGUGUGUGUGUGCUCCUCAGUGACAGUGGCAUAGAGGUGACAGAUGUGCUUAGAGAGCGAGAUCACACACACACACACACCUGAAUGCACAGUCACGAUCUGAGAGAAUAAUCAGCGUCUCAGGAACAUUUAGCCUCAUUGGUUAUUCAUUGCCUUGUCUUGCAUUGCGUUUCUGUCUUAAUCAUGGGCGCUUUGUGAUGCCUGUCUUUUUUAAUGACUAAUUGGAUCUAAUUAUCCAAGUGUGUUUGUGUGUGUGUGUGCAUGCAUGCAUGCGUGGCGCGUAUGUUUUGAUUGUGUGUGUGCAUUCGUGUGUGCUUGCGCACGCACGUGAUCUCGUUAUCAAUGUGUGCUGACACCGUUGUUAAAGUCAGGUCGAAUGAGGCCAGGCAUUUCCAUCAAAGAGAUCUCUCUCUGGGUUUAGCUCACUAACUGCUUGUCUUGUCAGCUCUGAAUAUUAUGUUAAUGGUAUCUGAAAGGGGUUGGGUUAAAUGUUUAUUUCCAAUUUAAGAUUGGUAUUAGCUUCCGACAAUAAUUGAACCAAUGGGAGAUGGUUCUACGUAUAGUAGGUUUGCCACCUGACAUCCCUGUCAGAAGAUAUACAGUACUAAGAAAUACCAAGGGUAGGAGCCAGGUUGCUGGGAGUAGAAUGACAUUACACCAUGUUGUUAUUUUACUGCAAGAAUGCAUUUAAUCAUUAACAAAUGUUUUCUUUGUGAAAGAAAAUAAACUCAACUUCACAUCACUUACUCACACGUCUUUUCCCGAGACCUGUGUCUUAGUCAUUAGGCACUAAGCGAAAGAAAAUUAACUGUAACAGGAAGGGACUAUCCUGUCCAUCUGUCUAUCUGACCUAGUAGGUCCUGAUUCAUUCACCCUGUUUGUCUGUCUGUCUCUUUCCUCUCAGACGAUGCUACAGGUUACGGCCCGGUGUUUGAGGAUCAGCCAGUCGAAACCAUCUACCCCGAGGAGUCGCCUGAGGCCAAAAUCACCAUGAGCUGUCGAGCACGAGCCAACCCACCUGCCACAUACCAGUAACAUAUGCUCUGCUCUCCUCUCUCCUCACCCCCUUAAAUACCACCUUCUGUGUGUGCUGUACUGUAUGUCCCCCAUCACUUGCCAUCUCUCUGUCUUUCCUCAGCAUGAUGUCCUGCACAGGGCCAAGUCUGGAGGUCCUAAUACAUGACCUAAAAGGACCUUAAAACAUUCAGGCCUCAUUCGCCAUGCAAUUCAUGAAAUGUGGAAAAAUGAAUUGUGAUAGAUGUUUAAAAUGAACUUGAUUUUCUUCUUCUUCUUCUUCUUCUUCUUCUUCUUCUUCUUCUUCUUCUUCUUCUUCUGCUUCUUCUUCUUCUUCUUCUUCUUCUUCUUCUUCUUCUUCUUCUUCUUCUUCUUCUUCUUCUUCUUCUUCUUCUUCUUCAGGUGGAGGUUGAACAGCUGGGAGAUAGACCUGGACGGUGAUAACCAUUACACCAUGGUCGGGGGCAACCUGGUCAUCUCUAACCCCAUUAAGAACAAACACGUUGGGAAGUACUCCUGUGUGGCCUCCAACGACUACGGCACCGUGGUCAGCCGAGAGGCCGGCGUCCAGUUUGGAUGUGAGUGGAUGAAACACUGGGGCGUGAUCGGAUCCACCGUUAGUCGUUAUGUAACACAUUAUCAUAGGCAGAAAGGAUGGAAGGACUUUUUUUUUAACAGCCCCUCAGGCAAGUGCUAUGCUUUCAUGCCUAUAUUAGUAGAGCUGUGAUAGGGACUCGGGAGGGAGGCGGCAGUGCCACAUCAUAACAACUUUGGAAAUGAAAUUUGAAUGGUCAAACUUUCGAGUGUGGCACGAGACGGAAUCACUUCUGCUGAAUCAAUAGUUAGUUCCCUCCCUUUGAAAUAGGACAGUUGCAAAUUACAAGCCUGCUAGCUAAAGUAAUGCAGGUCCUGGUUUUAAAGUGGUUUUGAGCUAGGAGGUAGGACAGGGUUUAAGAGGAUUGGAGGAUAAGUGUUAUUACAUAAAUGAGGUGAAGGAGAGCAUGACAGUGGAUUCUCCAGGCUUGUUAAUGAAUCUGAACUCUCUGUCUUUCUCUUCUCUCGCCCCUUCCUCCUCUCCCCCAUCACUCGCUCUCCCUCUUUCUCCCUCUCUCUCGCUCUCUCUCUCUCUCUCUUGCUUCCACCCCUUUCUCUCUGUCUCACUCUCGCUCACUCUCUCACGCUCUCUCCUCCAGACCUGGACUUCUUCUCGUCUGAGGAAAGAGAGGCGGUGUACGUGAAGGAGGGGCAGGGGGCAGUCCUGCUUUGCGCUCCUCCCCCACACUACCCAGGUAGGUGCUAAAGUUAAUUAUCUGAUGCUAGGCUAUUUCUACAGCUAAUGCUAAUACUACACACAGCUUGUGUCUUAAGACAUGUCUUCAAAAAUGUAUCUUAAAAUGUCUUAAGAUGUCUUGAAAAGUAUCUAUGUCUUAGUUGAAGUGUCUCAAGACGUCUCAACUUAAUGUCUCAAGAUGUGUCGAGACAUCUUAAGACAAAGUGUGAUGGCUGGGUAUGAACGCUCUCGUGCUACGUUAGCGCUAUAGUCUGUAGCAUUGCACUUGUUACAUGUGUCUCUAUUCCAGUAUUAAAUCCAACAGUAUGUUACGACUCAGGCAAUUAACCCAGAUAGUCAUAACAGUGAAAAAUCAAUGAAAGUAUGCCCCCUGCUGGUGACUGGCAGUACUCCUUCAUGAGGCUGCUUCUGUUCUGACAUAUUGCAGGCUAUAUUCUCACACUGUAGCCCUGAGCUGAGUUUUACACUUCUAGUCUCAGUGUGGGGCUGUGUGAGGCAAAAUAAGCUGUUUUGAAUGCUUUUUUAUGUCAUUUCAUAAAGUAGCUUUGUAUUCUUCAUCAAAGGUACUUUACACUAAUCUGUUCAGGUUUUCCUCUCUGAGUCUCUGAGUCGGGCGUGUUUCUUGGCCCUAUUUUGUUCUCCUUUAUUUCUCUAUUUCUUCAUCUUUGAUCUUUGUUAAAUAAACGUAUUUGGUAUCAAACGGGAGCUCCACUAGAAUUUUGUACAGCAGAUGUGCAUGUUCAUGGUUAUGCAAAUGAUUCCAACCAAACCAUUCUGUGAAAUAAUGGUAACGUUUUUCAGCUGCUGCCGCGGCUACAGAAUGACAGUUCCUCAGUGAGAAUUGUCCUCUUUUCAUAGCGUCAUGACAACAGUUUGAUUGUUCAUUGUUAGCUUUCAUUUUGAAGGUCAAUACCCGCUUGUGUAAUGAAUCCCUAAACAAACCCCAAAUAAAGCAUUUUGAUAUUCAUAUUUCACAUUUAUUCAGAGAGAGAGAGAGAGAGAGAGAGAGAGAGAGAGAGAGAGAGAGAGAGAGAGAGAGAGAGAGAGAGAGGUUUGGGUCAGCAUGAUAGUAUGGUUUGGGUCAGCAUGAUAAUGUGGUUUGGGUCAGCAGGAUAAUGUGGUUUGGGUCAGCAUGAUAAUGUGGUUUGGGUCAGCAUGAUAAUGUGGUUUGGGUCAGCAUGAUAAUGUGGUUUGGGUCAGCAUGAUUGUGUGGUUUGGGUCAGCAUGAUAGUGUGGUUUGGGUCAGCAUGAUAGUGUGGUUUGGGUCAGCAUGAUAAUGUGGUUUGGGUCAGCAUGAUUGUGUGGUUUGGUGUGAAAAUAGUAUAAAAAAAUAAUAUAAGAGCCAAUUCCUCAGCCUCUCUCCUCGCUCGGCUCCAUAUUGGCACUCCAUCCCUCCCCCAUCUCCUCUGUAUUUGACUGACAGAUUCAGGCUUGAUUGAAAGGUUGAGGGUUGAUUGACAGGUUGAGGGUUGAUUGAAAGGUUGAGGGUUGUGUAUCUUUUCUCCAUAGACGAGCUGUCAUUCCGCUGGAUUCUGAAUGAGUUCCCUAUCUUCAUCAUGCUGGAUAAACGUCGAUUCGUCUCCCAGACUACAGGGAACCUCUACAUCUCUAAGGUGGAUUUCAGAAUGUGUCUUUGACUGUCUGCAAUGACACCCUAUCAUUUCACCCUACCACACUUUUUGACACCCUACCUGGUCAAAAGUAGUGCACUAUCUAGGGAAUAGGGUGCCAUUUCUGACACACAUUUGAACUUUUUUGAGUGAUGCUCACAGUUUAUAGAAAUUUAAUAAAUGCUGAAUUUACAGCAUCAACAUUUUCACAUAAAAACACGCAGUUACAAACAUGUAUUACAUAAUACAGGACAUAAGAUCAAAUAUGUUUACAUAAAUUGUUUAUGUCUUUCACCAGGUGGACUCAUCAGACAGUGGCAACUACUCCUGCUUCGUCUCCAGUGCAUCCAUCGCCAAGAGCGUCUUCAGCAAGUUCAUCCCCCUCGUCCCCCUGGCUGAACGUUAGUUCCUGUUUUUCAGUUCCUGUUUUAACUGUCCUAUAUGUUGAGAUAGGAAUCUAUUCAGCAAAGAUUCCUGUCCCAUCGUAUCUAAUAGUAUGCACAUACCAUGACCUAUAAUAAAGUUAUUGUUACUGGAAGAUUUCAGUGAUCACACAAUUGCCCACUUUUUGUUUGGAAGAUAUGAAUCUGUUCAGUGAAGAUGGGCACCAUAUUAACCAACAGUAUGUGAGAUCAUUAUCAAGGUGUUAGAUAUCACACAAUUGCCUACUAUUUGUAGUAUGCUUAGGGUAGUAGAGUUGGUCCAUCUUGUGACCUGUGAACCACAUAUGAACAUUGAUAAAGAGAGGUCGCUAGCAGGCGAGAACCCAGACAGUCUCCAUCUCCGGAGUUGGAGUUUCAGACCACAGUUGAACUGUUGAGAGAGAGCCAGGUAGCUUAGUGGGUAAGAGCGUUGUGCCAGUAACCGAAAGGUCGCUGGUUCUAAUCCCCGAGCCGACUAGGUGAAAAAUCUGUCGAUGUGCCCUUAAGCAAGGCACUUAACCCUAAUUGCUCCUGUAAGUCGCUCUGGAUAAGAGCGUCUGCUAAAUGACUAAAAUGUAAUGUAAAAUGUGUUGAUUAUGAAUGUGGGAAAGGCUUGAGGAGAGAAAUAAUUGAGAUAGAGAUGAAGAGAAGGCAGCAGCUUCACUUUCCUCAAGAGUUCAUAAGUGAUUACUUGUUUGUGAUGUACUCUUAGUUGGUCCUCCUCGUUUGCUGAGUUAUGCUAACAUUACCUAGUACCAACCGAGCAGAUGAAUUAACACAAACGAGCAUGUUCUUAGCCUGGUCCCAGAUCUGUUUGUACUCUCUUGGCAAUGCCUAUGGUCAUGUCAUAUUUGGCAAUUACAAGCAUGACGAUUACCCAAGGAGUUGGCUAUAGCACAAACAUGGUAGGGAACAAGCUAGCAUGUUGUGUUCUAGUUGAAAAGGUUGUAGGGGAGUACCGUAGUUUACCCGGCAACACUUCAUGCUUUGUCAUGCAUAUGUUUUAUUAUGACUACAUUACUACAACACCACAGGGGCCUCUGGCUGUGUCAUGGCCCAUAUUUAGCACUGUAUUGUACACUCAUCCUGGAGGGCAGACUGAGCUGGAAACACUGUGUGUGUGUGUGUGUGUGUGUGUGUGUGUGUGUGUGUGUGUGUGUGUGUGUGUGUGUGUGUGUGUGUUGCAGCAUAGCUAACGUAUCCAACCUGACAGAACCGUUUACAAUAAAGCACCUCCAACCAUGCAUCACCUUGUCUGUACACAGAGUUAACUAACAUAACAUAUUGUUGCUGCUCUAAGUUAUUCUGCCUCCGAGGGGGUGUUAUGAAUAAACAGGUGACUCACGUCCAGUUGUUUCUAUUUCCUGUUUCUCCACCAACCAGGUCCAAUCAGGAAGUACCCUGCUGACAUCAAAGUCAAGUUCCCAGACACCUACGCACUGGUGGGACAGAAUGUCACACUGGAAUGCUUCGCCCUGGGAAAGUAAGUCUGGUUAUAGCCAAUGCAUUGCUACAAGUACAUUUAUUAGAGAAUCACUUAUACUAGGUAUCCUAGGUCAGACUUAGAGUAUGAAAUGGUUUAUUGUAAUACAGCUGUACUAUAGAUUCCCAUGACACUCUUCUUUUCAUUCUUCUCCCUUCCCAUCCCUCUCUCUCCACAGCCCCAUCCCUCAGAUCCGCUGGAGGAAGAUGAACGGAGAGCUGCCGUCCAAUCACGACAUCAGCAUGGCGGGGGCCCACCUCCACCUGUACAACGUGCAGUAUGAGGACGAGGGGACAUACGAGUGUGAGGCCCUCAAUUCCAAAGGGAAGGACCGGCACAAGGCACACCUCUCUGUAGAAGGUAGGGCUCUGUCUCUAGUCUUCUAAUACCGUAUAUAUUCUCCAGCUUUGUAGUUGCAACUCAAUGACUUCCAAAUUGUUAUGAUUUAACACCUUUUCUCUCGGGCCUCAUUUGAGUUGUGCAGGUAGCCUAGUGGUUAAGAGUGGUGGGCCAGUAACCGAAAAGUUGCUGGUUUGAAUCCCCGAGCUGACUAGGUGAAAGAUCUGUUGAUGUGCUCCUGUAAAUUGCUCUGGAUAAGAUUGUCUGCUAAAUGUAAACAUUUUCAUGCAUUGAUGUUGAGCGCUGAUCUCAAGUUAGGAUUUGGGCCUUACACUGUCUGUUUUCCUCAUCUCACUCUGUUCCAGCAUUCCCGGAGUGGACAGAGUCCAUCAACAGUACAGAGAAGGACAUCAGUAGUGACUAUACCAUGUCCUGUGUGGCUAGCGGCAAGCCCAAACCCCACGUCCACUGGCUCAAGAACAGCUAUGCCGUAAGAGAACUUUCACAUACCCUUUUCACACUGCUGAGCUGAACAGAGCCGAGCCAACCAGAGCUGUGCUGAGCAGAACAGAGCCGAGCCAAACAGAGCUGUGCUGAGCUGAGCUGGCCUGGUUUAGCACCCGUCAUAGUUGCAGGAACCGAACUGGAAAAAAACAUAUGAAGACAAAAUAUCUGAGCCAGCACAGUGUGGUUGGGGUUGGCAAUAUAGUGUGAAUCAGGCAAUAGUGCUCCGUCAGCUAUGGUGGAUGCGUAACCAGGCCUGCUCAGUACAGCUUGAUUUGUCUCGGCUCGGUUCGGUUGAGUCGUGUGAAAAUUCCUAUAGUGUUCCAGCAGGUCCCUUAGUUAGAAAAACACUACCCUCUCUGCCAAGGCCAGCAGCCAGCAUCAGGGUGGCACAGUUGUGACAGGCCGCUGGCAGGGGUACUCUGAAUAGUCUGAACACAGGGCACAGUCAAGACUCAGGAGAAGGUAGCUCUUGUUGUGUCUCAGAGGGUGCCAGUGUGGAGAGGAGAGAGGAGAGAGGGGAAAGGAGAGGAGAGGAGGAGAGAAGGCAAGAGAGGAGAGAUGAGGGGUCCUGUGUGGCUCAGUUGGUAGAGCAUGCCGCUUGCAAUGCCAGGGUUGUGGGUUUGAUUCCCAUGAGGGACCAGUAUGAAAAUGUGUGCACUCACUACUGUAAGUUGCUCUGGAUAAGAGCGUCUGCUAAAAUGUAAUGAGGAAAUGAGAAGAGAGAAAAAGGUACCUCUAGUUGUUUCCGAGGGUGCCAGCCCAAAGAGAUUACAUAAUUAACUGCCAUAGUAACUAUCACCAACCCCUGUCAGGAGAGAAGGCAAGUGGGAGGAUUCUGAUGUCACUGUGAUACUUCAUUAUGUAUUAAUGAUGGUUUCAUCAAGUCAAAUAAAGCCAUUUUAGUGCUAUUUAAUUCAACACUGCAUCAAUUGGUACACCGUAUUUCUAGAUUUCAAAAGUAUUUUGAUGUUUCAACGUCAACAUUGAGGUUUCACAAAAGUGAAAUCUCAAUGUUGUCAGUAUAACAUCACAAUUAUUUAUUGUGAUGAAAUCUCAAUGUUGAUAUUGAAACAUCAAAAUGCUUUAUUGUAAAAUGACAUUUUAGGAUACCAUGCAAUAUUGAAUUGAAGCAUAUUGUUGUAAUAUUGAAAUGCUGAAGAAUAUAAUUGUGACAUAUUUAUUUAUAAAUUUUCUGCAGUACGAUAAGCAUGAUCUGAAGUUCAAUGGUCUGACGUUUGAGGACUCUGGGAUGUACCAGUGUAUAGCAGAGAAUCGCCAUGGAGUCAUCUAUGCUAACGCAGAGCUGCGAGUGAUUGGUGAGUCAAAGGCUCAGAUUCAUCGUGAUUGGCUCAGUCCAAAGACUAAAGGUCACCGCACAGACUAAUUUGGAGUAAAUUAAUACAUGAAGUUGCCUUGUCAGUUGUCAUUGAGGCUACGUUACACAUAAACAAACAGCAUAGUCCAAUGAACAGACAGCAUGCCCUUUUCAGCGAUGACUUGAUCCGAAACACGUCCUAAUUAUGGUAAUGAGGCAUGAACAGAAGUGAAAUGCUAACACACAUGCUUCUCUCUGAGAUUUUUUUCAAAACUUUUUUGAACAGAAACAGUGUAAUGAAUAAACCCUAGUGUAAUGACUAAAACCUAUUCUCUCUGUGAUCCUAUGCAGCGUGUGCACCUACGUUUGAGCACAACCCUUUGAAGAGGAGGAUCCUGGGAGCUAAGAAUGGCAGAGUGGUCAUAGAGUGUAAACCUAAAGCAGCUCCCAAACCCUCGUUCUCCUGGAGCAAGGGCACUGAACUGCUCUUCAACUCUACCAGGUCAGCAUCUGGGUUGGGUCUGGUUGGGUCUGGGGCCAUAACUCAUCUAAAUGAUCAUGAUCAUCAGUCAAAUUAGUUUUUGGUUUUGAGUCUCCUCAAAAUUAGCCUUGUCUGAUAGACUGAGUAUGCUGUAUUGUAGCGAACUCUUCUAUCAUUCGUUGGCAUGCCAUUCUCGGGACGACCAGGCUACUUCAAAAUGUCUAGUCUUACUGUAUGUAUUGAUAUUUUGUCUUACUAAUUUCAAAAAGAAGCUGAGUGUUAGGUUUGUAUCACAUUUAAGUCAUUGGGGUUUAAGGUGAUUUGUUACUUAGAAUCCAUUAAAAUGUGUACGUCUCCUCUGUCUUCUCUCUUCUAUCCCUUUAGCAGGGUAAUGGGGGUGCUUUAGUUUGGCAGUGAGUACUGUGCUAUAGUCUGCUUCCCUCUGCUUUCCGCCACGGACUGACUUUAAGCUUGCCAUAAAGCUCAUCAGACAGGACAGGAAGAGUCUGGCUGUGUAAGCCCCUGUCUUCCGCCCCUCUGCUCCUCAACCACUAAACAAGGCUAAUCUGCCUUCACAAAGACCCACCACUCACCACAGGGGGUCGGACUGUGGGGCACAGGAAUACUACUGUGUCAUAAUCACUAUGAAACAAACUACUCAAAUCACUAUGGCUUGAAUAAUCUCUGUCCCUCUCAAACUACCAAAAUCACUCUCAAUGAUCGACCACUAACUCACUAUGGAGGAAUUAUUCAAUAACAGAGAUGUCCAACAUGACUGCUUACCUAUCAUGUAGGGUCUAGAGGGUUUUUCCUGUCCAUGUGAAUUCGAAUGAGUGCUGAAUAGAAUGUUGCCUUACAGGAUUUGCUCUUGUCAUAUUUGUAUUGCCCUUCUCUAUGUAUUUUGUACACUCAGAGGAUUUUGUGAUCAUCAGUAUAAGAUCUCUUGUCAUACAAUAUAUUCUCUAUAUCUGCAUUAAGUAGCUGUAUCUGUGUUUUGUAACACUCACAUAUGUUGUGUUAUCAUCAGGGUGUUAAUCUGGGAGGAUGGUGGUCUGGAAAUUCUGAAUGUGACCAAAGCAGACGAAGGGCGUUACACCUGCUUUGCUGAGAAUGAUCAGGGCAAGGCCAACAGCACAGGCUCCCUCUCCAUCACAGGCAAGCUACACACAUACAUGCGCGUACGCACACACACACACUCAUGGGCCUUGCACAAUGGCAGUAGGUAGCAGAUGGGAUAUUAUAGCUUGUAUUUGUUUUGUAAGAUUUUCAAAUUACAAGCAUUCAUGUUGUGAGCUUCUGUUAACUGUAUGGCUUGUCAAUUAUUAUUGUUGAGUACAUGUUAUGGUUAUUACACUGAACAAAAAUAUAAACGCAACAUGUAAAGUGUUGGUCCCAUGUUUCAUGAGCUGAAAUAAAAGAUCCCAGAAAUGGUCCAUACGCAAAAAAGCUCUCAAAUGUUGUGCACACAUUUGUUUACAUCCCUGUUAGUGAGCAUUUCUCCUUCGCCAAAAUAAUCCAUCCACCUGACAGGUGUGGCGUAUCAAGAAGCUGAUUAAACAGCAUGAUCAUUACACAGGUGCCCCUUGUGCCGGGGACAAUAAAAGGCCACUCUAAAAUGUGCAGUUUUGUCACACAACACAAUGCCACAGAUGUCUCAAGUUUUGAUUGAGCGUGCAAUUGGCAUGCUGACUGCAGGAAUGUCCACCAGAGCUGUUGCCAGAGAAUUGAAUGUUAAUUUCUCUACCAUAAGCCACCUCCAACCUCGUUUUAGAGAAUUUGGCAGUACAUCCAACCGGCCUCACAACCGCAGACCACGUGUAUGGCGUCGUGUGGGCGAGCGGUUUGCUGAUGUCAAUGUUGUGAACAGAGUGCCCCAUGGCGGCGGUGAGGUUAUGGUAUGGGCAGGCAUAAGCUACGGACAAAGAACACAAUUGCAUUUUAUCGAUGGCAAUUUGAAUGCACAGAAAUACGUUGACGAGAUCCUGAGGACCAUUGUGAGGCCCAUUUCUUUAAAGGUAUCUGUGACCAACAGAUGCAUAUCUGUAUUCCCAGUCAUGUGAAAUCCAUCGAUUAGGGCCUAAUGAAUUUAUUUCAAUUGACUGAUUUCUUCAUAUGAACUGUAACUCAGUAAAAUCUUUGAAAUUGUUGCAUGUUGUGUUUAUAUUUUUGUUCAGUAUAUUAUCAUAAGGAAUAGGGUGUCCACCCACUCUGGGCGGCAGGUAGCUUAGUGGGUAAGAGCGUUGUGCCAGUAACCGAAAGGUCGCUGGUUCUAAUCCCCGAGCCGACUAGGUGAAAAAUCUGUCGAUGUGCCCUUAAGCAAGGCACUUAACCCUAAUUGCUCAUGUAAGUCGCUCUGGAUAAGAGCGUCUGCUAAAUGACGUAAAUGUAAAUGUAAUGUAAAUAUGCCCAGAGUGGAUGAAAACACACUUUGGUGAUGAAAUUUCACUUCCUUAUGUUAUAAAAUACAUUUUACCAAGACAAAUAUGAUUAUUCAUGUCCUGAAUCGUUCAGUGGGGUCUUUCUCUAACAUAUCAUUAACAUUAUAUCCAAAAAGUCUGAUUUCUUAACCUAAUACAUCUGAUAAUAAGCACCAAGCUCUGUUGACAGAGCAGUGUCGUUUCUCGCAGCGACUUUUGAGGAUUUUACAUGUUGUGGUGGUCAUCUGCAAAGUUGUUUCGGCGGGUCGCAAAAAGCAAAAUUAGCAUGACACGAGUUGAAUUCAAUGUGAAAGGCUUUGAAAAUAAAAAGCUUACAGUACACUCAGUGCUCCGUUGAAGAUACGCUUGUUUUUCAGAGAGAUCUUUGAAAAAUAACAAAUGUCGCAUUAAUGUGAAAAGCAUAUACUAAAAUAUGAAAAUACUACAUGUCUCAAAAUUGAUAUCUAUCUUACCUCUCUAUAUUGUUUUAUGUCCUCCGGAUUCAAGAAAAAAGAUGACGAGUUCAACGGUGAGCCAGUCAGUUUGCCUUAAUUCUCGAACAGCAUCCAGCCUAGUAGACCCAUUACUAUUUUCCAGAUUUCUGACUACUUCUUUUCUCUGGUCUCCAUUGAUUUAGUCUCCCUAAUUCUGGCCAUCCUACAAGGGUAAAAACUCCAAUAACUGUUUAAUGGAUUACGAUAGAGACAUAAGGUUUGGACCAUUGGUUUUCUUAGAUGAGUAUCUAUGCAAUUAUCUUUGCCAUUGGUCAAAAUAUGCGUUUUUGAUUGGACGCAAUUUACACAUUCAUGUUAUUCAAUAAUUUCAUCCGAACUGCUCGCGCGCGUCAACGAGCGUCAGCGUAGCCAGGCACUAAAAUAGAACUUGGUUCUAUUUUUGACGCGUGACGCGUUGCAAGUCCCGCCUCUCCCAUCUCCUCAUUGGUUUUUAGGAGCAUUUACCCACGUGGGUGAUUGAAAGAUGAACUGAGGUCCACACUCCAGUCCAGUUGGUGGUAUGAAAAAUUAUGUAUGCACUCACUAACUGUAAGUCACUCUGGAUAAGAGCGUCUGCUAAAUGACUAAAAUGUAAAAUGUAAUGUUAGACAUAGACCUGUAGAGCACUUACUGUGAUCAAUAUCUUACCCUUCACUGUCCUCUACUGGUCAGAGAUGCUCACUACCACUUAACUCCACUCAGUUCACAUCAGUACAAUUUUACAGUGUCUGACAAAUUGCACAUGUUUCCCUAAGGCUUGAAUAUUAAACUAAAGUGGAUUUAGGCAGAGAAUUGUACUGUAGAGUACAUCCAUUGCUGAUCUUUCCACAUUGUAGUCAGCACAUUGUAGUCAGCAAAGCCCAGCACAGUCCUGCAAAGUUGACCAUUUACCCCUUCCUUUUCUUCUCUCCAGAGGCCACUAAGAUCACCUUGGCUCCGUCCAACGCAGACGUGAUGGUGGGGGAGAGCGCCCGCAUGCAGUGUGCCGCGUCACAUGACGCCACGCUGGACAUCACAUUUGUCUGGACCCUGGACACCCACGCCAUCGACUUCGACCGGGAGGGAUCCCACUAUGAACGCAACCCAGUAAGAGAUUAGAAAGGCAGGCCAGAAAACAUAGGGUUGACAGUUCAAAUCCCGGGUAUGGCCGAAAUAUUAAGUUAGUAUUACUCUGGUGUAGCUCUGUAAUACUCUGGUAUAACUCAUAUCUCUGUAACAUUUUUACAUUUUUAGUCAUUUAGCAGACGCUCUUAUCCAGAGCGACUUACAGGAGCAAUUAGGGUUAAGUGCCUUGCUCAAGGGCACAUCGACAGAUUUUCCACCUAGUCGGCUCGGGGAUUAGAACCAGCGACCUUUCGGUUACUGGCACAACGCUCUUAACCGCUAAGCUACCUGCCGCCCAGUAACACUGUAAUACCACUGUACCUCUCUACUGUAAUAUCCUUUUAGCAUCAGUUACUAAAAGACCCAUGGACUGCUAAAUACUGGUGCCUUGUAUCAGUUUAACUGCAGUUUCGUAUCCACUCGCAUACAUUAUCAAUGUUGUGACCCACUCUCUGCCCGUGCAGCCUUAGCUGUAAGCAGCAGCUAGCGUUCCUCAUCUGUCACUCCACAGGCUGGAGUAUCUCCAUAUAACGAUUGAUGACCUUGCAUAGUUGUGUACAAGGCUUAUUUUCCCUCUCAUAAAAUUACAGCGUGCUCCAGUUGAUUUUAUUUAUGUAGCAUCAGAAUAUUAUGAUUCAUAUUAUAGUAAGUAAGUUAAUAUAAUGCUGCCUUGAUAUUCUCAAUAGGAGGAUUUCUUAAACAGAAAAUAUGGCUGUCAUUGUAAAUGAGCAUUUGUUCCUAACUGACUCACCUGGUUAAAUAAAGGGUAAAUGAGAUAAACAGUGCUUCUUUGACCUUGGUAUGCUUCAUGUUGUGAGAGUGCAGUUCACAUAAAAUAACGUGAAUGGCUACUGUAGAUAUUCUGCAGGCUUCUGUGGUUAAAUAUUCUGUCUAUGAAAUAUUCCCAUUGAGAAUACUAAAGAAGCACCAUGUUAUAUUCGGCAAACAAGGCAGAAGGGUGAUAGCCCUCUGGUACAGCUCCCUGUUGUUCUCCUGAUUGGAUGUUCAGAUCUCUGUAUCCCUGCUAGUCUCUUCCCACAGCCUAUGUAGUGACGUGAGUCUGGCAAGCGGGACUAUAUCCCUCAGGACUUGGAAAGUUGUAGCCUUGUUACAAUAUACACUACGUUAACGGCUAAUUGGAAGAUGGGAAGUGGACAUUUUGUCUAGCUGGAGGUCAAGAGACAUUUUACAACAGCCAUAAUAUUUUCAAAAGAUGGCCCACAUGGACAAAUAGAACCCAUAAUAAUAUACCUAUAUUGUGAUACAUAAAUACAACCCAGAAUAAUAUACCUGUAUUGUGAUACAUAAAUAUAACCCAGAAUAAUAUAUCUGUAUUGUGAUACAUAAAUAGAACCCAGAAUAAUAUACCUGUAUUGUGAUACAUCAAUAGAACCCAGAAUAAUAUACCUAUAUUGUGAUACAUAAAUAGAACCCAGAAUAAUAUACCUGUAUUGUGAUACAUAAAUAGAACCCAGAAUAAUAUACCUGUAUUGUGAUACAUCAAUAGAACCCAGAAUAAUAUACCUGUAUUGUGAUACAUAAAUAGAACCCAGAAUAAUAUACCUGUAUUGUGAUACGUAAAUAGAACCCAGAAUAAUAUACCUGUAUUGUGAUACGUAAAUAGAACCCAGAAUAAUAUACCUGUAUUGUGAUACAUAAAUAGAACCCAGAAUAAUAUACCUGUAUUGUGAUACAUAAAUAGAACCCAGAAUAAUAUACCUGGAUUGUGAUACAUCAAUAGAACCCAGAAUAAUAUACCUGUAUUGUGAUACAUAAAUAGAACCCAGAAUAAUAUACCUGUAUUGUGAUACAUAAAUAGAACCCAGAAUAAUAUACCUGUAUUGUGAUACAUAAAUAGUGUUGUAAGUGUAGCUAAGUGUCUGUUCUAACUGAAAUGACUAUAGCUGAGAGGUUGUGUGUCUGCACAGAAUGAAAUAGGACACUAUUAUCAUAAUGGUACACUAUUACUGGUAUUAUACCUCAUCUCUGGAUGUGUCCUGUUGUCCCUGUUCAGAAUGGCGCUUCCAGUGGAGAGCUGCUCAUUAAGAACACCCAGCUGAAGCACUCUGGACGUUACACCUGCACCGCCCAGACCCCUGUGGACAACGUCACCGCAUCCGCCGAUCUGGUCGUCAGAGGUACGUCACACAUGCACACACGCACACACACGCACACACGCACACACACACGCACACACACACACACACACACACACACACACACACACACACACACACACACACACAGAGCACUAGAGUUGAGAAGGUGGGAGGUAAGUGAGUGGAUUGCUAGACAGAGAGUGGGAGAUGAUUGAUGCAACAUUUUCUCACUCUCUGUCGAACCUGUAAUUUGUCUCCAUAUUUGCUCUGUAUAUUAGUUCAUUAAACAGAUCUCAUUUCUAUAAGGUAAGAGGAGCUGCCCUCUGAAAACAAAGUAAAUGACAAAUCUAAAGACAAGUUACAGUAGCUGGCUUAAAUAGCCCCUAUAAACUAAACUCUUAACACAGAGGGGGUGUCAUAAAUUAGUCUGCAAAAUCUUUCCUACUUUAUUUGGCACACAUAUUUUUAUGAAGAGUGUGUGUGUGUGUGUGUGUGUGUGUGUGUGUGUGUGUGUGUGUGUGUGUGUGUGUGUGUGUGUGUGUGUGUGUGUGUGUGAGGGGUUGUAAAUCUAGCCAGAGUUGUUUUAUGGGCUGAUUUGUCAACUCUGUGGCUCUGUCAGAGCAGUGGAAAAAACACUGUAGGAGGAAAUGCCUUUUGUCCUGGAGCCUGGCCAACCACUGGAGAAGAGGCACAUGUCACAGAGCCUCACACCAUGGCAUUUUUAAACACACUACUUUAGUUAUCUGUGCUACCCCGCUGCAUCUCAGUAUAGACGGCAUUAGGCUGGAGAGUGUUCCAGCCACCAAGCUCCUAGGCUUGUGUGUACAGGCAUACAGUGAAGGAAAAAAGUAUUUGAUCCCCUGCUGAUUUUGUACAUUUGCCCACUGACAAAGAAAUUAUCAGUCUAUAAUUUUUAUGGUAGGUUUAUUUGAACAGUGAGAGACAGAAUAACAACAAAAAAAUCCAGAAAAACGCAUGUAAAAAAUUUUAUGAAUUGAUUUGCAUUUUAAUGAGGGAAAUAAGUAUUUGACCCAUCUGCAAAACAUGACUUAGUACUUGGUGGCAAAACCCUUGUUGGCAAUCACAGAGGUCAGACGUUUCUUGUAGUUGGCCACCAAGUUUGCACACAUCUCAGGAGGGAUUUUUUGGUCUCAUCUGACCACAACACUUUCACCCAGUUCUCUGAAUCAUUCAGAUGUUCAUUGGCAAACUUCAGACGGGCAUGUAUAUGUGCUUUCUUGAGCAGGGGGACCUUGCGGGCGCUGCAGGAUUUCAGUCCUUCACGGCGUAGUGUGUUACCAAUUGUUUUCUUGGUGACUAUGGUCCCAGCUGCCUUGAGAUCAUUGACAAGAUCCUCCCGUGUAGUUCUGGGCUGAUUCCUCACCGUUCUCAUGAUCAUUGCAACUCCACGAGGUGAGAUCUUGCAUGGAGCCCCAGGCUGAGGGAGAUUGACAGUUAUUUUGUGUUUCUUCCAUUUGCGAAUAAUCGCACCAACUGUUGUCACCUUCUCACCAAGCUGCUUGGCGAUGGUCUUGUAGCCCAUUCCAGCCUUGUGCAGGUCUACAAUCUUGUCCCUGACAUCCUUGGAGAGCUCUUUGGUCUUGGCCAUGGUGGAGAGUUUGGAAUCUGAUUGAUUGAUUGCUUCUGUGGACAGGUGUCUUUUAUACAGGUAACAAGCUGAGAUUAGGAGCACUCCCUUUAAGAGUGUGCUCUAAUCUCAGCUCGUUACCUGUAUAAAAGACACCUGGGAGCCAGAAAUCUUUCUGACUGAGAGGGGGUCAAAUACUUAUUUCCCUCAUUAAAAUGCAAAUCAAUUUAUAACAUUUUUGACAUGCGUUUUUCUGGAUUUUUUUGUUGUUAUUCUGUCUCACUGUUCAAAUAAACCUACCAUUCAAAUUAUAGACUAAUCAUUUCUUUGUCAGUGGGCAAACGUACAAAAUCAGCAGGGGAUCAAAUAUUUUUUUCCCUCACUGUAUCUUCAAUGAGACAUGCAGGUCAACGCAUCGUCCAAAAAAGCCAAUCAGAGAAUGUUCAUCCUAAAAGGUCUGAGGAGGUUUGGCAGUCCAAGACCUGAAAAUAUACGUCCUGUGGUGGAGUAUGCUGUUGCCGUGUGGCAUUUCAACCUCACUGAGAAACAGAACCAGGCCUUAGAGAGAGUCCAGAGGCGGGCCGUCAAGAUCAUUCUAGGUUCUGGCUACACAACAUACUCAGCAGCCUGCCAAACCCUACAGAUGAAACCAUUGCAGCAGAGACAUGUGGAGCUGUGCCUGAAAUUUGCUCUCAAGCUGCGAAGUUCAAACAAAUUCUCCAGCUGGCUGCCACCUACGAGGGAUCAGCGACCCGGAGUAAGGACAAGGCAGGACGGGCAACUACGGGAGAUCAGAUGCAACCCUGAACACUACAGAAAAAGCCCAAUAUCAUAAUUAAUUAGGCUUUUAAACUGACACUAGAUGGGGUAAAUAAUUAAUUUUUAUUAAUGUGUUUCUCCUUUUAAUCAUGUUUAUGCUCUUAGUUUCUUACAGUUGAAGUCGGAAGUUUACAUACACUUAGGUUGGAGUCAUUAAAACUCGUUUUUCAACCACUCCACAAAUUUCUUGUUAACAAACUAUAGUUUUGGCAAGUCGGUUAGGACAUCUACUUUGUGCAUGACACAAGUAUUUUUUCCAACAAUUGUUUACAGACAGAUUAUUUCACUUAUAAUUCACUGUAUCACAAUUCAAGUGGGUCAGAAGUUUACAUACACUAAGUGCAGAAAAUGCCAGAAAAUGAUGUCAUGGCUUUAGAAGCUUCUGAUAGGCUAAUUGACAUAAUUUGAGUCAAUUGGAGGUGUACCUGUGGAUGUAUUUCAAGGCCUACCUUCAAACUCAGUGCCUCUUUGCUUGACAUCAUGGGAAAAUCAAAAGAAAUCAACCAAGACCUCAGAAAAAUAAUUGUAGACCUCCACAAGUCUGGUUCAUCCUUGGGAGCAAUUUCCAAAUGCCUGAAGGUACCACAUUCAUCUGUACAAACAAUAGUACGCAAGUAUAAACACCAUGGGACCACGCAGCCAUCAUACCGCUCAGGAAGGAGACGCGUUCUGUCUCCUAGAGAUGAACGUACUUUGGUGCGAAAAGUGCAAAUCAAUCCCAGAACAACAGCAAAGGACCUUGUGAAGAUGCUGGAGGAAACAGGUACAACAGUAUCUAUAUCCACAGUAAAACGAGUCCUAUAUCGACAUAACCUGAAAGGCCGCUCAGCAAGGAAGAAGCCACUGCUCCAAAACCACCUUAAAAAAGCCAGACUACGGUUUGCAACUGCACAUGGGGACAAAGAUCGCACUUUUUGGAGAAAUGUCCUCUGGUCUGAUGAAACAAAAAUAGAACUGUUUGGCCAUAAUUACCAUCAUUAUGUUUGGAGGAAAAAGGGGAUGGCUUGCAAGCCGAAGAACACCAUCUGAAACGUGAAGCACGGGGGUGGCAGCAUCAUGCAGUGGGGGUGCUUUGUUGCAGGAGGGACUGGUGCACUUCACCAAAUAGAUGGCAUCAUGAGGAAGGAAAAUGAUGUGGAUAUAUUGAAGCAACAUCUCAAGACAUCAGUCAGGAAGUUAAAGCUUGGUCGCAAAUGGGUCUUCCAAAUGGACAAUGACCCCAAGCAUACUUCCAAAGUUGUGGCAAAAUGGCUUAAGGACAACAAAGUUAAGGUAUUGGAGUGGCCAUCACAAAGCCCUGACCUCAAUCAAACUGAAAAAGCGUGUGCGAGCAAGGAGGCCUACAAACCUGAUUCAGUUACACCAGCUCUGUCAGGAGGAAUGGGCCAAAAUUCACCCAACUUAUCGUGGGAAGCUUGUGGAUGGCUACCCGAAACGUUUGACCCAAGUUAAACAAUUUAAAGGCAAUGCUACCAAAUACUAAUUGAGUGUAUGUAAACUUCUGACCCACUGGGAAUGUGAUGAAAGAAAUUAACGCUGAAAUAAAUAAUUCUCUCUACUAUUAUUCUGACAUUUCACAUUCUUAAAAUAAAGUGGUGAUCCUAACUGACCUAAAAAACUGAGUUUAAAUGUAUUUGGCGAAGGUCUAUGUAAACUUCCGACUUCAACUGUAUGUAAGCUGCACUGCAAUUCCGUUUUCUUUAUGGUAAACUGCUGGAGUGCACCAAUGUGACACGUAUGAAAAAUGUAUGCACUCACUAACUGUAAGUCGCUCUGGAUAAGAGCGUCUGCUAAAAUGUAAAUGUAAUGUAUUUAUGUAUUUGUGUAAAUAAAACCUAUCUAUCCGGAAAAGGUCUCCAGGAAAGGUCAGGCCUUUUAUGUCAUCUCCUCAAAGAGCGUGAGAAUGAAUGCUCCAGUGUUUGGGGCUUUGGUAGCCAAAGAACUGUAUCUCCUCACUUGAUUUCAAUCAACUUAGUCAUUGCUGCUUGUUAUUCUAUAUCCUCGAAAGCUAAACAUGUAUGAACCAAACUCCUAAAAUAUUUCCAAGGCAUGACUUCUGCUAUGCUGUAUGCCCUAAAACAACCUUUCUUUCAGUGGACAAAGGGGCUCUUUAGAACGGACUAAGAACUCUAGCAGAGGAGUGAUCCGGUGUCUGAUGAUCCCCAUUGUUCCCUGGUGGUGAUGCUUUAGAGCAGGCGCUGACAGAUGGGAAAGUGAAUGGGCUCAGGCUAUGACGAUGAUCCCAGAAUGCAGUCAAAUAAUAACAAGGCAGAGACCCUGGCCUGCAGGCAUGACCAAUGGAGUGCCAAGAGGAAGGAGAUGAAAGAUGACCGUUUAUCAAUUUUGACAAUGAGGAAGUAGAUCUAUUGAAGGAUUUUACCAAGGAAAUAUCGCACAGCAGCUGUAUCUUAUUAUUACAAUCUUAUUAUGAUAGUUCUAUGAUAAUAAGAAGAGCUGUUACAUGUGCAGUAUCUGAAUACAUAUGCGUAUCACAACAAUGUAUAAUUGUUGUCGUUCAAUGGGAUAAAAACACAGCGCCUUUGAAUUUUCUAUUUGACUGUUCAAAUAGACAUUUCCCCCCGUAUGACAUUCAUAAAAAAAACUAGCCUAGCUCUGAAGCUUAUCAUACUGCACAGACCCUGGCCUGCAGUGGGACAUGGAUUCAGAGCUUGCUCUAUUCACCAGUCCGCUUCCACACAACAAUACAACAAGCCUGAAAAUUACUUCUUUGUGGAAAAGAUGUUACUAAUACGUUCCUGUGAAACAACUCAGGGCUUCUUCAGAGUGGAGACAGAAGCUUAGCACACACACACACAUGCAUGCAUGGACACACACUUGUACACACACACACACACAUCUCUCCCUCUCUCUCUGGCAGUCUACAGUCUAAUCGCCUUAGUUCUCUGGGUGGAUUCUGUGACAGACAUGAAAGUCCUGCUUGAUUUCUGGGGCUGUCUGAGGCUGAGGGAGGGAGGGAGGGAGGGAGGGAGAGAGAGAGAGAGAGACUCACGCCAACAGUCUGGGUUUUCUAUUAUAGUGUUUCUUCUUCUCUCUUUCCUCCAGGAAGGGCAGAACUAGAAAAACUGUGGAUUAAAAAGCUCUAGGCCCAUAGGCUCAGUUAAUGUAUGUCAAUGGCCCUAAGUUGGUCUUAAUCCUCUAGUCUAAGACUGAUGUCAGUGGAAACACCUGUUUGGAUGUGCGAUGUGAAUCAAACAGAUUAUUCAGAAUAGGUGUUGCAGUAUAAGUACAAUGUAAACUUAACAGGCAAAGGAAACUUGCCAGGUCUAUACACCCAUGAACAGGAGGGGAAAGGCAUAUGUUUGUUUUGUUUUACAUUUGACAUUUUAGUCAUUUAGCAGAUGCUCUUAUCCAGAGCGACUUACAGUUAGUGAGUGCAUACAUUUUUCAUAUUGGCCCCCCGUGGGAAACGAACUCACAACCCUGGCGUUGCAAGCGCCAUGCUCUACCAAUUGAGCUACAGGGGACUACAUUAUACCUUACUAUACAGAAAGGUUAUGCACAGUUGUUGUAUAUGUGCAUGAUACUAUGAAGUUCUUUGUUCUGACCCAGUAUUUUCUUUAAUAACGACCAAUGAUUAUCUCUGUUUCUCCACCCAACCACAUGCUCCUCCCUCCCUCCCUCCCUCUCCUCCUCUCCAGGUCCCCCUGGGUCCCCAGGUGGGGUGCGUGUGGAGGAGAUCAGGGAUAAGAGUGUGCGUCUGACCUGGAGCCGAGGUACAGACAAUCACAGCCCCAUCUCUAAAUACACUGUCCAGUGCCGGGACUCCUUCUCUCAGGAGGACUGGAGAGACGCCACCACAUGUAAGUCAACUAAAUAAAGACUAUUCAUCAAACUAUAGACUGGUCAAAUAAAUACCCUAAAUGUGUAGGUCUGGUUUUGCAGUUCGUGCUGCUGCUUUCAGAACCCAUACCAGUGUCUCCUCUCCAACCUUUUCUGUCUCUCUCCUACUGUCUAUCGGUCCAAUAAAAAAAAAAAAUUUAAACUCCAAGGGACACCAAAGACUGGUCAAAUAAACUGUAACACUGAAGCGGAGACUGCUGUGGUGCCACUCUGACUGGCUAAGCGCCAGAUACAGUACAUGCAGUGCAUUCAGAAAGUAUUCAGACCCCUUCACUUUUUCCACAUUUUGUUACGUUACAGCCUUCUUCUAAAAAGGAUUACAUUUUUUACAAAUCCUCAUCAAUCUACACACAAUACCCCAUAAUGACAAAGCAAAAACAGGUUUUUAGAAGCGCCAGAUACAUAGCUAUACAUGGUGGAACUCUUAAAGAGCAAACCCUGCAGAGACUGAAACCACAAAUGUUCUGAACAUAUGGAAUGUGUCCACACAGGCACCAUAUCAUAAAGUCUCAACUCUUACAAUGUUCUGUAAAUGAAUAUUUAGGUGCGGUAGCACUGAAGUAAUACAACUUGUAUGAAAAGACGUCCAAGUGCUGGCAGCAUUUAUACACACUGUGUUGUGAUUGUUUAUCUCAUACUUCUCUGAGGUGAAACUAUGUGUUUCUAUGGAUCUCUGUCUUAGGGUGCUUUUUAGUUGUUCCGUUUUUAUUGUUGUUUUUUAUCUUCUUAUGUCAUUGUUUUUAUUCGUUUUUUCCUGUGAAGCACAUUGUGUUGCAUUCCAUGUCCUGAAAUGUGCUGUAUAAAUAAAGCUUGAUUUGAUUUGAUUUGUAGCCCCUCCGGAUGUGGAGGGAAAUGCAGAGACAGCCACGGUGGUGGACUUGUUUCCCUGGACAGAGUAUGAGUUCAGGGUGAUAGCCACCAACACCCUGGGGACAGGAGACCCCAGCGGCCCCUCUCCCAAAGUCACCACGCUGGAGGCAGGUGAGUGGAACGGAGCUGGUGCGGAACCACCAUCGCGUCAUGGUGGUUCCAUUGACUUAGAUCUGAAAACUUGUCUUGGCUACCAGAGCUAAUGUCUAGGCCAGUGGUCACCAACCUUUCCUGAGCCAAGAUCACUUUCUGAGUCCAAAAGCAAGCCAAGAUCUACCAUUCAGAUUUUUUUUAACAUAAAAAAACGUCAACCUAUGCAACAUUAACCUAUUAAAAACAGUACUGUAGCAAUGAGGUUUGUGCAGUAAGCUAUAGGCCCAAUACAUUAUCACUGCAUAUUGGCUAUGCUUGAAUUGCCCUGCCAAUGUUGUUCUUCUCAGACCAUUUAAUAAAGCAAAGUAUUAUGCUCACUCAGCUGUGCCUCACAAGUAAUACAAAAAAGUAUAUAUUACCAGUGUGAUCAUAUAUACUUUUUUGUAUUACUUGUGAGGCACAGCUGAGUGAGCAUAAUCAUUUGCUUUAUUGUAUUUUACUGGACUGAUGGCCUGCAUCUGAUGGUCAGUCUAGGCAGGUAGCCUAUAGCCCUUUCCAGCAGUCAAAUGACCGAGUGGCCUCAUGGGUGGAAUGUUAUUAAUAUUUUUCAUAAUUUCAUAAUUAAUAAACAUUGUACUUUUUUAAACGCUGAAAAUCCGGGGUUCUAUGUAAACAGUUUUAUAUUUCAGUUUUCUGUGUAAUAUCGGGAUGUAAACUCAAAUUGAAUCCAUUUCAACUCUAUAUCUGACGUGGUACAGGUGUCUAAACCAUGCUCUAAAGUCCAGAACCUUCUUUAAGACUACCAAGAAACACUCUGUGUGACCCUGAUUUAUCCCACUGCAGUAAAAGGUUAAGAGCUUUGGGCCAGUAACCGAAAGAUUGCUGGUUUAAAUCCCAGAGCCGGCAUGGUGGAAAAAUCUGCCGUUCUGCCCUUGAUCAAGGCAGUUAACCCCCAACAACAACUGCUCCCCGGGCGCCGAUGACGUCGAUUAAGGCAGCCCCCCGCACCUCUCUGAUUCCGAGAGGUUGGGUUAAAUGCGGAAGACACAUUUCGUUUGAAUGCAUUCAGUUGUACAACUGACUAGGGAUCCCCUUUCCCCAGUCUGAGGGGAGGGAGGUAGAGAGAGGGCAGCGGUGAGGCUGCCUCUCACCCGACUCACCGUCCCUCCGCUCUCCCUCCGCUGAGAAAAGGGGACGCAGUCUUCCAGCUGAUGGCGAAACUCAAGGUCGCACUGCAUUACUUCUGCCUCAUGCACCAAUUCAUGUUGUUACUCCUAUGACCAGAGAAAGUAAAAUAUUCCUUGAUAUUAAAAAAAGACACAAACCGCUAAUAAUAACAACGGAAGCUUAUCGGAAUACUUUGCUAUGCUCAUUCAUUACUGCUGCAGUACAGGUUGUAGCGUGUGUGAAAGUAGGGAGAACGCGCAUUUUAUGUCUUUUAAAGAGUUUAACAAAGUGUUGACAGUGAUGAAUAACAACUUAAACACAUCUUACUUAUAAAAACAGCAGCUCUUUGCUGUAUUCAUUGAGUCUCUCUCUAGUCAUGGUUUUAAACGUUUUGUAAUCUCACAGUAUCAACUUUGCUGUGCGCUCGAGGCAUCUUUUUACAGCCUAUGGCUCAAGGAAACUGUGCAGACACGGUGCUCUGAGCUAUCUGACUGGCCAGCGGUAGACCUAUAGGUGCACUUGAUUUGCUCUCUAGGCCUGCCGGGUAUGCAGAGUUCUAUCUGCACAGCAGCCCUAGCGCCUUCCCGGCUGCUGAAUCAAGUGCACCCACCGCCAACAGCUCUAAAUGAAAACAAAAUAGGAAUGCAAGGCUUUAUCGUUAUUAUUUUUUUACAUAAAUGUUUGAUGAUCGACUACGAAUGCCUUGGAGAUCGACUAGUCGAUCGCUAUCGACCGGUUGGUGACCACUGGCCUAGGCUUUAGCUCAGCAGACUAACACUGGAGAUCUGGUUUUGAACCCCAGUCGGCCAUAUAAGCUAAUUUAAGUUUAACAUUGGAAAAAGUAGGCCUAAUGUAACCUUUCUAAAAUAAUAUCAGCUAGAACACAUCUCACUAAACCAUGACAAAUGAGAUAAGAGCUGUAGCCUUUCUACUCCCACAGUGUGGCAUUGGUCCCAUAUGAACAUGAAGGUGUUGCACUUGACAGCAUUAGUGACAUUGAUAUGGUAUUUGCAAAGCCAAUACUGCAUCAGUAUUAGUGCCAAUGGAAGGGUACAGUAUGUGUUGUUUGGCAUUGUACUGUGUGGACAAUGGCCCAUAUUCACAAAGUGUCUCAGAGUAGGAGUGCUGAUCUAGGAUCUAGUUUGACCUUUUAGACCAUAAUGAGUAUGAUUAAAUGGACAGGCAGGACCUGAUCCUAGAUCAGACUCCUACUCUGAUGUGCUUUGUGAAUACUGGCCUGUGAAUGUGAACUCAGGGCUUGGCGUUUGCUGUCUCGUUUUAGUUCCCGUGGUGGCUCCCUCGGACAUCGGCGGCGGUGGCGGGACCAGCAGGGAGCUGGCCAUCACUUGGACGGUAGGUCUAGCCAAUACCUUUUUCUAUCUCUGCCAGGGUGAACUGUGGCCACAAACUCAACUUCGCACCUAAAUCUGAUCUGACAGCAGCCAGGAGCAAGCCAAUUGAGACAAGCGUCUUUGCAAGGCAGUGCAAACCAGCUAUGAUAGUAAGGUAGCUAUGUUCCUAAAGGAAGAGGAAAGAAAACACAUCAUUUCACAACAGCACAUUCAUGACCGUUUGACGGAUGACGACUGGUAUCCAGAAGUGCUUUUGUAUCUGUCUUUAAUCUCUCACUUUUUUUAGACUCACAACACAAUCACCAGCAAAACUAUCAGUGAUAGAUAUCAAGCAUUAGCUAGCCUCCGUUUCUGUGCUUCCCCCUUUGACAAAUUCCUAUAGCGCUCCUGGGCAAAUUGCCUUUUCUUGCUAGAAGCCUGGCAGCAUCAAUCUUACAGCAGUUGGUCGAUGUGAUGAGGCUUGUGUUUAAAGGUUAACUGUGUGUGUGUGUGUGUGUUUAGAGGUUAGUGGUAUCUGAUGCAUGUACGCCACGCAGAACAUAUGGUGUGAUGGUGCCUGAGCCAAGCUAGGAGAUGAGGCAUGGGGAGAGGGCGUUGGUCUAAUAAUAAGAGUGUCAUAACUUUGGAAUAAACACUCUGUCGGAGACACAGUCGUCAUGGUAACUAGAAUAAUAUAACACAUUUUAGAGUGACCCCUUAUUUUGGGUCUGGCCAUUGUCUUGUCACUCAGCACAACUCUGUCUGCAAGGAUGUCUUUCUUGCUGUGGAUAUUUCUGUUAUUCUUAAUAUUUCCCAUUCCCUCUACCAGCCAGUGCAGCCACAGUACUACUAUGGACGUAACUUUGGCUACAUCAUCGCCUUUAAGCCCCGGGAUGACGACGAGUGGAGGAAGGUGACUGUGGCAGACCCCGAGGCUAAACACUACGUCCACAAAGACUCCUCCAUCCCCGCCUCCACAGAGUUCCAGGUCAAAGUCAAGGCCUUCAACAGCAAAGGAGAAGGACCCUAUAGUCUCACGGCUGUCAUCUACUCUGCACAGGAUGGUAAGCACAGAUCUAGGAUCAGCUUACUCCUCAGCCCAACCUCAACCGUAGGUGGAUAAACUGAAAAACUGACCCCAGAUUAUUGUACUCUGUCAGCAGCAUAGAGAGAGGGGGGCUCUUCAGAACGCCACACCUACAUAUCAACUGUUUCAAUCUGUCAGUGUCAAUUACUUAUCAGCACGGUGACUUUUUAAUGGAGUGGGAUAUACUUAAUAACUAAUCCAAAGAUGAAUGUGAAGAAUUGUACCCUUAGAAUGUGAAUCCUUCCUACCCUCCCUCCAUCUCUCCCUCCCUCCCUCCACUCCCCACCCUCAUCAGAGUGGGAUUAUCGUGAUCUAUGUAGCCCACUUAUUAACUUCAGCUGACAGACAAUCAAGAUAGCCACUACGGAGAGAUGCUCAGUUGCCAUGGUAACGCUCUUUGGGGGUGUAAAAGAGGGGAGAAGCAUUCAGUUAAGCCUGAUGACGUGUGUGUGAAGGUUUCUUGGUGCGGCGCCCUGCGUGAGAUUUAAACAUCAAAAGGACAGCGCUCUCUCGGAGCGAAUACCAUGGGUCAUAACUCAGAGGAAAGGGUUUGUUGGAGAGCAGAAAGAAUGUGGGUAGAUUUCUGUUACUGAGCUUGUUCUAGGUAAUGAUUAAUGCCUGUUAACAGAUGCCUCCUUACCGAGACUGAGGGAGGUUUGCAUGAACAAGUCAGACUUGGUACCAACAUGAAGUUGUAAAGUGAAAUAAAGACUAUAUUCAUAGAAAAUUGAUAGUUACGGUAGGUGGGUAUAUGGAGGAAAUACUUUUACAGGGUCUCUCUCUCUCUCUCGCUCUCUCUCUCUCUCUUUCUCUGUCUUAUAUAUCUGUGUGUGCCACCAGUGCCAUCUGAAGCCCCUGCUAGUGUGGAGGCCAGGGCGCUGUCUGCCACUGAGGCUAUCGUGUGGUGGCUUCCUGUCACCCAGCACACUGUAGAAGGCUACCAGGUCAGUACUAUGUGUCUGUGUCUAUGAGGAGUAACAUGACUGUUUAUCAGAUAGAAGUAGAAGCGACCUUUAUGCACCAACCCAGAGUCCUCCAAACAAUGGACUAACCCUGAUAACUCCAUUGUAUUUGCACCACAGUCAGCUAAUAGUUAUUACCAUAUUAUUUUACCAGGAACUAUUUAGACCCUAGAAUAGUAUAUACAGUAUAUUGAGUCUCUGUGACCCUUUUCCUUCUCCUGUCCAGGUGCGGUACUGGAGGAAGGCGGAGGACAGCGAGACGUCCAGUCAGAGGGUGGUGGUGUCCAGCAGAGAGAACCAGACCAGGCUGGAUAAUAUGAGGCCAGACUCCCACUACCUCAUAGAGGUCAAGGCCUACAAUGCAGCUGGAUACGGACCCCCCAGCCAACACUUCCAGAUCUACACCAAGAAAGCCCGUACGUAUUUUGAUCUCAGGGCUGGUUUCCUGGAAACAAAUUAAGCCUACUCUAAUACAAAAAAAACAUUUGUCAGUGGAGUUUCUCUAUUGAAAGUGUCUUAGUGGAGGACUAGGCUUAAUCUGUGUCUGGGAGACUGGUCCUCAGAUGAAUAAUCAUCAGCAUAUUCUGAGUUAUGUACCGGGGUGCAAAAGUGUGAUUUCACUGAUUCUAUUUGAUUGUCACAUGAUCCUUACACUGUAGAAAUGUUUAUCUUCUGUUUUUCGCCAGCCCCAAGCCGGCCUCCUAAAAUAAUCAGUAAAAAGCUGAAAGGCACAUCAGUGAAUAUCGCCUGGGAACACGUUGAACCCUUGGCCAACGAGUCAACAAUAGAUGGCUACAAGGUGGGUACAGUUUUACAAAUGCAUGGAAGCUUGUAGUGCAGUAAAAAAAACAAAAAGUAUGUCCUUCAGAUCAACACAUGAGCAAUAACUAAUGUGUCUCUCUCUAGCAUCUGUCACAUACGCACAUGAGACGUAACAGAUUUCUUAAAGCUACAGCUUUCAAAACUCAACCAAGCUAGAAGGUCCACAUUACUGGACACAACAUACAGUUUACUCAAGUGAAAUCUAAGAAACCUAAAUAUCUGAUAUUGAGUGAUAAUUCACUUAACAUUAGUGGGGGGUUUUCUCCUUGUUUUUUCUUACCAAGCUAAAUGAUCUAACAUCAUUGGCAGAUCAUUUUGCUUAUUUUAACCUAAAAAGGCUUAUUACAAGUAAGGGAACCGAAGCCUCCCUCCCAGAUGAUCUUAACACAUUCUAUGCUCGCUUCAAGGCAGACAAUACUGAGCCAUCCAGGAAGACUCUCGCUGAUCCGGACGACCAGGUGCGUUCGCUCUCCGAGGCUGACAUGAGGAAAACUCUCAAAAGAGUGAAUAUUCUCAAAGCUGCCGGCCCAUAUGGCAUCCCUGGCCGUGUCCUCAGAGUGUGCGCUGACCAGCUGGCGGGCGUCUUCUCUGACAUAUUCAACCUGUUCCAGGCUGUAGUCCCCACCUGCUUCAAGGACACCACCAUCAUCCCAAUGCCCAAGAAAAACAAGGUGACAUGCCCAAAUGACUAUCGCCCGAUCGCGCUCACCCCGCUCAUCAUGAAGUGCUUCAAGAGGCUGGUCAUGACGGUUGUAGGCCUCGUAACCAACAAUGAAGAGUCGGCCUAUAGGGAUGAGGUAAGAGGAAUUGUGGUGCCAGGACCCCAAUCUCCCCCUCAAUGUCAGCAAAACAAAGGAGUUGAUUGUUGACUUCAGGAAGCAGAGGAGGGAACAUUCCCCAAUCCACAUCAAUGGGACUGCAGUAGAGAGCGUGAGACGUUUUAAGUUCCUCUGUGUCCACAUCACUUAGGACUUGACAUGGACCAACAACACCACCACUCUUGUCAAGAGGGCGCAACAGCGUCUCUACUUCCUAAAGCUGCCAAAUUAAGGCUGAAAUUUGGCAUGCCACCCCGGGUCCUCUCCAAAUACUACCGCUGCACCAUUGAGUGUCCUGACCGGUUGCAUCACGGCCUGGUAAGGGGAAUUGCUCCAUCCACGACCGAAAGGCCCUCCAGCGGGUGGUGAAGAUAGCCCAGUACAUCACUGGGACCGUGUUUCCACCCAUCCAGGACAUCUAUUCGAAACAGUGUGGCAGGCCCGCAGCAUCAUCAAGGACCCCACACACCCCAGCCACGAGCUGUUCCCUCCCUUACUGUCGAGCAGACGGUAUCGGAGCAUGAGGUCUGAUACCGACAGGCUCAGAGACCAACAGGCUCUAUCUACAAGCCAUCAGAGAGCUGGACCCUUGAACUGGACUAACCACCUGCACUGACUCUCUGUACCUUAGCACACAUGCUCACACUCACAUAGAUAUACACUCAUCCACACUCGCACGCACACACACACACACACACACACACAUACAUUCAUGCUACACACAUCACAAUUGCUAAAUACUUCACAAUUAAACACUUGUCCCCCAAUCCCCCUUCCCCAAAAUACAUAUAAAUAUUGGAGUAUAAAUUAUGCCUUCCUGUAUUAUACUUAUGCUAAAAUGUUUAUUCUAUUCUACUGAGCCAUUCACUUUAUAUUAGUAGUCUUAUCUUUUAGUAUUUCUUAUUGUUGUUGCAUUGUCGGAAAGGAACCUGGAAGUAAACAUUUCAUUGGACAGUGUAUACCAUGUGUAUCCCAUACAUACAAAUAAUAAAACUUGAAACUUGAACUUGUAUUUUCUUAUUUCAAUAUAUUUUACCUUAAUAAGAUGAUUAAGGGAAUUAUUAGUCAAUAUAAGAUAUUUAGGCGUGCUUAGAUUUCACUUUUUGCAGUGUAAUCACAGCUCCUUAGUAUGUACAUAUAUGAACUGAUCUAAUGUUCUCUCUCUGUCUGUGUGUUGGUCUCCAUACAGGUCCUGUACAGGCAGGCUGGCAAAUCCACUGGGAUGCUGUUUACCACUGGGAAGCGGUCCAUAGACCUGCCCAUGCACAAGGACGGGGACUACGUAGUGGAGGUCAGGGCUCACAGCGAGGGAGGGGAUGGGGCUGUGGCCCAAGUACGCAUCUCAGGUAACACAUCAAUCAAAAAUCAACAUAAUAAAUGAAUAGAAAUGUAUAAAGCCCCUUUUACAGGCAGAAAUGAAUAUGACACAAAAUGGAGGCUGAUUGUGAGGAGGUGCUAUAGAUGAAGUAUCCAACCGUCAACAUAAUAACACUUGAGUGAAGCACUGUAAUCCAUCAGAAGUUGAAUCCCAUAUUUGGUGCGGUGGGGAGAUAUCACCAUCUUAUCCAAGGCUGCUGGCCCUCCAUUUGUCAAACCCCCUGCAUUAUAAUCCCCCUGGAGCUCAGAUUCCCAGGAGUCUGUGAAAUCAAGCUGUCAGGUGGGACUGGCCUCCAUGAUAACAGCUACCCAGGAGGGGGUUUCCCCUCCACCCCUUCAUCCAUCCACCCCUCCAUCCCCCACCCCAUCCACUCAGCCAGUCAUUCAGUCAGUAGGCCAGUCAGUCAGGGGAUAAAGUCAGUGGGCCAUCACCAGGCUUUUGUCAUGGACUUUAUACUAAAGCCUUUCCACCCAUCGUAUUCCUAUGAUAAUAAUAUAUACUAUGAAAACGUCAGUGACAGCUUCUGUCCAUGGGUUGACUGUGACAAAUGACUCUGGCUUUCGGUGGCCAUCUUUAAAACGGAAAUAAUCCUGCUAUUUUGACAGACAGGAUAGCCCAGGAAAGAGCUAAAGGCUACACAAUGCACCCAUCUAACCAUACAUUUGGAAUUGUGAUCGGUUCACCAAUGGCUUCUCUACUGGAGUGACAUUGAUAUGGAAAUGAGCCCUCAUGAAUGUUGCAUGUGUGGAUUGAACAGAGAGAACUCUAUGAAAAUAAAUGUUGUGUCAGUCAGCCAUAACCGUCAGCCAGUAAUUUACAGUACAUGUCAUCGAUCUCCAAAUUGGAUGUGGCACUCAAACCUGACUCUGUCUUGCCAUACAAAUUCUAAAUCCAAUCUUUGGCUUAUUGAGAACAUGUCACACCAUAUUACACAGGGGUAGGGAGAGGGGCCUCUCAGAGUGGUACACAGUAUGAUAUCAUAAAACCAUGAAGGAUGAAGACCUACAGAAAGUGGUCGAAACUUUGUCGGCAAUUAACCACAUAGGAGCAUAGAUUGCAGUGUGCACUCUUUUUACCAUUUGCUAAACAUAUGAUUUGAUAUCCACUACCUGCUCAAACACAUUGGAUGUGCGUUUGUAAUCUUUUCCUAUCAUGAAACCAUACACAAAAUCCCUAACAGAACAGACCAAAUAUACCUGACUUGGUUGAUAGGUUAGAACGUUACCCAAAAUGUAAUUGAAACGUUGUGCCUCUGUCUGUCUCCCUCCAGGUGGAGGCGUCAUGGCUGCCAAGUCCCUCAGCUUGGCCUCCCUGCUCCUGGUGGCUCUGUUCUGCCUGAUGGGCCUCUGAAUGUAGCGCCAUCUUUGUCUUCACUGUCCAGUCCAGUGAAGGAGACUCUGUGAAGUUGACGCCUAUCUAUGACAACUUUGGUUUCCACAAUCUUUGGUGUCACCCUGCAGGGCAAAAGUCCAUAUUCCCCUCUCGAGGAAUAAGGCUCUGUUUGUGGAAAAAGACACAAUACAAAAUUUGAACAAAGAAGACAUCUGGGAUAUCUCUUAUUUAAUACCUACAAUAUCUUUGAAGGAGGAGCGUCAAAGGAGGUCUUUCAACUUUUUCAAUAUGCCUUAUAUGUAAACGGUUACACUUAUCUUUCACAAUGCCAUGACUUGCUCUUGACUGGGUGAGGUGUGAGUGCAUAGGUACUGCACAAAGAUUGCAGAUAACUGUUUAAAAAAUAUUGUGAUACAGGCCUUUCUUGUUCAUUCAUGAAGGUACAGUAGCUUCAAAGUGUGUGUUUCAUUUGAUGUAUGACAUUAUGGACAAUUGUUACAACAUAGCAUUCCAUAUAUACUGUAAGUAUAAUCUUAGCAGGUAAUAUAGUUGUGAAGGAUAAGUGUAUGAGUUUAUGAAAUUGUCUUUAUGUGUUUUAAUUGCAUUUCGGUGGCUUUUUAUUUUAUUUUCAAGAUGAAUUACACCAUCCCCUUACAGAGAUACAGUCAACUCAAAUCUCUACUCAUGGUCCCCGGCAUACUCCGAUUUUUCUUAUCAAACAUCAUCAGACAAAAGAGCAAUUUAUGUCAUGCUAAUAUAAUAUAUGCAAUAAUUUAUAUGGUUUUGCUAUCUAAUAAGUACAUAUAGCCAGUACAUAUAGCUUACUAUUAACGCUUUAACUUGUUUGUUCAGAGAAACAUUGAUUUUUAUCUCCCCAAAACAUGCUUAUUUCCAACUCAUAACAUUAUCUAAAUUAAUAGGAGACCAGUUUACAAGUGUUUGCAUGUAGACAUUGUUAUCUGAAAGAGUUUCCUGACAAAACAAGAUAAACUUCUCAGCCAGAGUGAUGCGUGCAUUUUUAGCACAUGUAUAUCUGUGUAUGUAAAGUUGAAUGUAUUAAUAAACUGUGGGAACAAGAAAUUAGCUUGAAAACAUAUCAGACCUGCAGUUUGUAUAUAUCCAUAAAAAUGAUGCUGA
Coregonus sp. 'balchen' is the source of this 64586-nucleotide messenger RNA. The record is from the annotation of a GenBank genome assembly. NCBI's taxonomy places the organism in Eukaryota, Metazoa, Chordata, Actinopteri, Salmoniformes, Salmonidae.